This is a messenger RNA of Pocillopora meandrina, 48176 nucleotides long. Lineage: Eukaryota; Metazoa; Cnidaria; Anthozoa; Scleractinia; Pocilloporidae. The record is from the annotation of a GenBank genome assembly.
AUGGAAAACGGUAAAAUUCUGGACGGACAAAUCAGUGCCUCUUCAGAACACAGCAGCUCUCUUGCCGCUAUUCAUGGCAGACUGCAGCCCUCAAUGUUUGAAACACCUCGUUGAAUACCUGAAACUCCUCUUGCCUGAAUUCUAUUGGGCAUCAGUGCCUCUUCAGAACACAGCAGCUCUCUUGCCGCUAUUCAUGGCAGACUGCACUAUCAGGGGCCGCAAGGGAACGAUGGAGCUUGGGCAGCUUCCACAAAUGAUUUCCAUCAAUGGCUCCAGAUUGAUCUGGGCAGUCAGUUCUUCAAGGUGAAAGGUGUUGCAACACAGAGCAGACAAAACGUGAUGCAGUAUGUUACGAAAUACAAACUGCAGUACAGUAGCAACGGCCUUAAUUUUAAGUUCUAUAGGGAAGAAGGUAGCUACGAAAACAAGGUACGAUUAAAGGCUCUCUCAUAAAAAAGAUCGUAUUCAAUAACGUAACAUAUUAUAACUGAUGAGACUGUCCCACUAAUAAUGCCAUGCGUUCAUUGAUGAGUAGUUCGUGGUGGUUCCACUUGUGUCUUAAUUUCAGACAUGUGAAUUUACCAAUCCUCUUCUUUCCUGGAUUUGAUUAAGAAAACCCCAAGAUAUCUUUAUUAGUAUAUUAAUCAAGUCCUAAGUUCCCUGUUAUUUGAACAUUCAAACGAAAUUUCUCUAGAAACACUCUUGAGUGGUAUUACUCCAUGUGUUAGAGAACGUAUUUUGUAAUAUUAUUUUUCAAGCUUCAAUGAAGGAGAUACAGGAUCAAUCAUAUAAUACUUUGUAUUUCCCCGCAGGGUUCUUGCAUAAGCUAAAUAAAAUAAUUAUGAUCUGGCAUUACAUAUUUUAAAAAAAUGACUCUUUCGAUUUAAAUUGGCGACACUAGUGACGUUAGUGCAUCAUCCCUUUAACACUGAAAUCCUUGCAUGGCUUAAUGGUUAACUUUUAUCAAUUUACCGUCUUAGCUCUUUAUUGGAAACAGUGACAAGAACAAUGUUGUAUCGCAUGACUUAAACCCACCAAUCAGAGCACGCUUUAUUCGAUUUCGACCUAGAGAAUGGUUUGAUCACAUAUCGAUGAGAGCGGAACUCUACGGCUGUCAAGGUAUGGUGUGAGAUCUCAUUCUCAUAAGGUACUGAACACAAACAUCAAAUGAUCUUUUAAACUGUAAAUUCAUGAUUGCAAGUACAGUAGACUGUCUCCUUACAAACCAGUCUUUAAAACAACCACAUUGAUGACAAGAGCAGAUUUUGUACCUUGGAAAAACCGAAAGUCGAUUCGUUUCCUUUCUCUAAAACAUCGUAACGCGGCGCUGGGUCUUUUUUUGUUGUUGUUGUUUUUUUAUUUUAACUAGAAUUUUGUCUUAACAGAGCAGCAACCAAGAUAAACGGAAGAUGAUUCAUUGAAACAUCUUGAACGAAAGAUUUUCAUCUGCAUGCUUGAGGUCUUAUGACGCCGCUUAUGCCAACAAAUGUGUGGUCGAAAAAUAGGGAAAAAUGGUACUGGGAAGUGCCACAGCAGUACACAUGGUCACCAAUCUCCAAAUUUUGAAAGAUUAAUGUAAAAUGAAAUGGUUUGGAAAUACACUCCGGGAGCCUGGGAAUAACAUCACCUUUUCUGUCCUCGAAUGGAAUCUACAGGGUUCCAGAGGAAGAGGCUGUCCAAAGCAGUCUAGGAGGCACACUUUUCAAGAUGAACUUGACAAAAAUAACAUCACGUGGAGAGAGGCGGAAAGAACGACCAAAAAUUGGAUGCCUUGCACUCCACACCAGGAGCGAAGAUGGUCUAAUUUUAUCUACUGUCAAAAAACGUCAAUGGUUUUCUCUGAUAAAAAAGAGAUAAGCGCAAGGAGGGGUACCCUAGAGCUUUACUAGCGCCAUCUAUGAUCUUAAAUCAUGUUUGUUUUUUCAAACUUUCAGUGUGUCGAGAUGGUCUUGGUAUGGAAAGUGGUGCAAUAACUGACGGCCAGAUCAGUGCUUCUUCUGAAUGGGAGGCGACUCAUUCUGCUGCACAAGGCAGAUUAAACCUUCAACCCAGCAACGACUUUCAAGGAUGUUGGUCAGCUGCCUUAAACGAUGGGAAUCAGUGGUUAAAGGUUGAUCUAGGGACUGUUUACACAGCUGUCACUCGUGUGGCAACACAGGGAAGAAAUGGUACUAGCUAUCGUCAGUGGGUGACUAAGUACAAACUUCAGUAUAGUGACGACGGCGAAAACUUCAAAUACUACACGGAAGAAGGACAAAAUACUCACAAGGUGAGACACAUCAUUGCAGUUUUCAAUUUAAAGUCAAAGGAAAUGAGGGAUUGCAUUGAUUUUUCUCUGUGCAACCACUCUCAGCCAAUCGCCAUAUGCGCAUAACUGAAAAUCAAUAGCGACUUGCUCAUUGGUGACAGUUUCUGGCGCUGUAGGGAAUUGUGCUUUUCCAUUUAGUUUUCAUCUCACUUUGUUACUUCAGGUAUUUACUGGAAACACAGACCGCGAUACAGUUGUGUCACGUGAUUUAUAUCCACCAAUCAGGGUUCGUUACAUUCGAUUUCGACCUGUUUCCUGGAAAGGGCACAUAUCCAUGAGGGUGGAACUCUAUGGCUGUCAAGGUAAUGUACCGAUUGGCUAACGUGGAAAUAAUAUAAACUAUUUCGAAGUAUGGGAGGCAAUCCCUGACCCCCUGGUUACUUCAUAUUCAAACUCAUUCCUUUUCGAAAAGAAAAACAAGGCAAAACAUAUAACUACAGCUGGGACUGAGCUGGCUUGUGAAGUUGCAAAGAACUAACCGUGAAUUUCCCAAAGCGCAUCUCCCUAGCUCCAAGAUCAAAUCAGCAUAAGUGUUCUAUAAAGCCUUUACAAAUGCAUUAACACCAACGUUUUGUUAUCACUUUUACCAACCUGAUUGUCUAGAGUGUCAAGAGUCAUUAGGAGUGGAGACUAAAAAAAUUCCUGACGAUCAGCUUACUGCUUCAUCGAAGCUGAAUGACAAUCUAGCUCCUAAAUUUGGAAGACUCUAUCUGAAAGAAAAGCUGCCUCAUCAGGAAGGUUCUUGGGCGGCUUUACACAAUGAUACCAACCAGUGGCUUCAGGUUGAUGUGGGGUCAUACUAUGUUAAAGUAACACGCGUGGCAACACAAGGACGAAAUGGCAGCGACCAGUGGGUGACUCAAUACAGACUGCAGUAUGGUGAUGAUUUAGCAAGCUUGCAGUAUUACAAGGAAUACAAUCAAGACAUUGAAAAGGUGAGCAGGCACAGUUAUGACUGGAUUCGAUACCAAAUUUUCAAAGGCAAGAUUAUAAGAAAUGCAUGGGAUAAUGUUAGGAGAAUUGAUCUCAGAAAUGAAAAGGUAUUAGUCUGUCGCUUCCUCGCUCAUUUUUGUUUAAGUAUCACAAGAUGUGAGCAGGGAAAAAUGGGUAUUAACAAGAAUGGAUAUCGUAGAAAAGUACCUUCAAUAUUUCCUCUUCUCCUUUAAAGGGACCCAUUUUACAGCGUUCUCUUUUACUUAGGUUUUCGAUGGAAACACAGACGCUGACACUGUUGUAUCACAUGACCUUGUUCCACCAAUAAGAGCUCGCUAUGUCCGUUUUCUCCCAGGAGGUUGGCAUAUUCAUAUAUCAAUGAGAGUGGAUUUGUAUGGAUGCGAAGGUAUUUUACAAAGGUCUAAAUUUCGUUGCUCCUUAAAGGACACUGUAAUUAUAUUCGUAGAAUAGUAUUCACACAAAGUUAAGAUGGAUGGCAAUCAUCAUAGCACUUCGCUCGACUUCUCAAGAAACCCUCAACAAUAGCUUAGUCGACCAAACCAUUAAAACGUUUUUUUGCGUCUAAGGGAUCGGCGAUCAAUGUGAAAUUUUUAACUUCAACCAUUUCUGUGAUCACAAAAAUACUGUCAGCAUAACUGCACUAUUAAAUUGUCCAUCCACAGAAUGUCAAGAAGCUCUUGGAAUGGAGAAUGGCGUAAUCCUCGAUGAAAAAAUUACUGCUUCUUCUCAGUAUGCUGAGAGGACUGGCCCAGCUCGGGCACGACUUUACAUUGAAAACACAUUCGGGACAGGAGGUUGGGUGCCAACCCAUCAGGAUGCCAAUCCAUGGCUCCAGAUUGACUUGGUCAGUCAGUACCGAGUAACGCAUGUUGCUACUCAAGGUCGCUAUCAUGAUGUAUUAUCAAUAUGGGUAAUAAAGUACAAGCUGAGAUACAGGAGCGAAGGAGAAUACUUCAAAUACUACAAGGAAAAAGGCCAAACUACUGAGAAGGUGAAAAUCUUCAUGGCUAUCUUUUAAAUGAAUGAUAAACCUUUCUCAAAAUGAUUGAACAAAAUUGAAAAAUACAUCUUAGGGAAAAUAUUAUCCUAGUAAGGGGGGGGUAGGCGAUCAUAGUACUAACUGAAAACGUCAGCCAUAUAUGAAACGUCUGCACUUGUGCGAGCGUUUUUAUGGCACGAAGGGUUUCAGAACAAUGUGGUCUCACUGGAGGCAUAAACAAUCACACAGGCUUGUGACUCAAGCUGUUUGAAAAUAACUUGAAGCUGUGAUAAAUUUCCUCAAGCAAAACAGAGGGGGCAGCACCAAACCGCGUUAAAUCAGCGACAGAAACGCAGUAACCGUCAAAAUUAAAGAAAGCUUGAAAGGAAGAUACAAUUAAGGCCUUGAGCUACUGCACUUCUUUUUUAUUCAAGCUUUCGCCGAUCUACGGUAUAUCGUCAAGGAAUGUAUAAGAAAUUUUCCGCAAUGCGUGAUACAAAAGAUAAAUAGGUGAUACGAAUCGGAUCACCCCUGUCAAUCAAAUUGCUACCGAAGGAAAAUUUGUAAUGUUUGUUAAGAGAUAGUUCAAUACAACCGGUUCUUUUUUCAAGCAAGCAGCAGGAAAAUUUUGGAUAAAGCAUUAAGCAUGUGCUGGCCACGAAUUCUUGUUAUUGUGUCCACAAUUUACAUUUCUUUUAAGUGAUGAUUUCACUAUUUUUUACUUUAAUCAUAAACAAAGGAAUUUGAUGCAAACACAGACAAGAACACUGUUGUCUUCCACGAGUUAUACCCAGGAAUCACCGCGCGUUACAUACGUUUUUACCCAACACAAUAUAACACUCAGGUCUCAAUGAGAGUGGAGCUUUACGGAUGUCCAGGUACUGUACAGAACGGUUCUUUUAUAAGAGGAACUUAGUUAUACAGGCAUUUUGAUUGGUUAUUACUUGUGAUCCUUUGGAAGACAGACGCAAAAAUGAUAUUAACAUUUAAAUGGAUUCCGUGUUGCCGUGCGCCUGCUCAUCAAUAAACCAUAGAGGAGCUCAGAUUAAGAACAUCUACAAUCUAUUACUGAACAGCCGGAUGGCAAAAUGCAAUCUUGUUGUUUACUGUCAUCCACUUCAGUUUCAGUUUUACAAAAACUCAUGUUGCCGUCCGUCAGUUCUGUAAUAAAUCACAGAAAACGUCAAAAUAUGGAAAGAACAAAUUAGUGGUACACGAGGUACAGCCGCGUAUUCAUCAUGACGCCUACUUUGAUCGGCUACUAAACAGACACACGGCGAGAUACGCAAUAAUUUAAAGAAUAAGGAAGCAACAUUCUGUUAUCGGUGACCUAAUCUAUGCGUUUGUCCUCUAAUAGAUUAUAGAAAUAACCAAUCAAAAUGCGAUUCUCACUUCGUAUUAUCUUACGAUUAAAUUUAUUUGCAAAGCCACCGAGAAAAAGAUCACUUGAUUAUUGGCCGAAAGAAAUGAAUGACUAAGCACUGAUUAGGAAUGAAGGCCUAGCCACUGUCUUUUAAGUUAUUCUUUAAAUCUCAGCCAUCGCUGUCAGUGGCACUUGAGUAAUCGAUAAAAUAACUAGACAAAGUUGAAGUUAAAAACUUUGUGUCACACCUUUCAAGUCUGUCCAAUACCCACUAACUGAUACGAUUGGAAAUAACGUUUGCCGAUACGUUCGAAUCGACAAAUCGUGAAGAUCGAUUAACGACCGGUAGUCAAAUCGUAUAAUGCAUAUUAUUGGUAGGUCUUAGAAUAUAUGGUGAGAGUUGUGGGUAUAGGGUACCCUUUUACGACUCGUACACGUCACACUUUACAGGAGUAUUAGAAAACACUCACACCUAUGGCACACUGACGAAGCGUCAUUCGGAUGACCUUACGUUAUCUAAAUGAAAAAAUUUUAUGUAUUAACUCGUUUUCUGUUGAAGACCAUGACGGUUAUAUGAUUGCUUCAUUAUUUCAAGAUUGUCAAGUGGUAGCGUAUUACUCAAUUAAAAGUCCCAGAUAUCCCAAAGAUUAUCCAGGAAAUAUGGAUUGUGUCUACGAAAUUCCCAUUCUUCAUUACAAGGCCCUGACAUUCACCUUUCAAGAUUUUCACCUUGAGGAAAGUUCGUUUUGGUAAGUACAAACGCAGAGGUUGCGGUGAACCAGCAUUUUUAAAGUUUUAACUCUUAUCCCUUUCUUCUGUAGUUCUACAGAUUACCUGAAGAUCUCUAAUGAGAAAAACCAAACAUUUGGCACGUUCUGCGGGCAAAUCGCAUCACAGGCUAUCACUGUGACUGGGGAAAAAGCAAUCGUUGCAUUCCACUCGGAUUACGCUCUUCAAAGAAAAGGAUUUCGGAUAUACUUCACAGCAAGUUAGUUAUUAUUUAGCCUCAUUUGCAAGUUUCUAUUUUAAAAUGUGUGGUCGCAGGAAGCGAAAACGUCAAAGUAGAAUGUAAGGCCUAAACAAUGGAGGUUUAACAAGGGAUCUCAAACUGAAAAUCUCGCCGCCAGGUGAUCGCUUUCCCGUUUUUAAUUACCUGAGUAGUUUCCUUGAUCUAUUAUCUUUCAGUCUGUGAGCCAGUCGUAAAAAAUACAUUGAGAAGUCCUGGAUAUCCAAGUUACUACACAGGAAGACAUGAUUGUGUUUAUAAAAUUCCUAUUCCAAGACACAGUGCGAUGAAUAUUUCCUUUAUCGAUUUUUCCUUGGAGUUUCAUAAUUCUUGCAGGUAACUGUAGUUUGUUGGGUUGUCAAUGAACAAGAAGCCUAUAUAGGAGUAUGAGAAACAAGUUCGUGAUUUUCACAUCCAAGGAGUAAUCCAUCAAUCCAUCGAACCCUCCGCCCGUCCGCUCGCUCUUCCACACGUCUUUCCGUCAAUUCAUUCAUCCAUCCAUAGUUCUUUCUUUCUUUCAUCCUUUCUUUCUUUCAGUCAGUCAGUUAAUCAAUAAAUAUAAAUCAAUCAAUAAUCAAUCGAUCCAACGACCGUUCAGUUAAAUCAGCGUUGCGAGAAUCAUUUCGCUUAUCAGAAUUCAUCGGCAUUUUCUUUAAUCGCAUCAAUCAAUAUGAAGAAUGGAAAGACGUAAACUCCCUCGUACAGAACUGCAAAAUUUUCAAAAACCUUCAUCGAGGCUUAAACUCGGAUCUUUUGGUCCACAUUCCUGCCAACUGAUAAUUGGACCACAGAUGUGGUUCUGAACUUAGAAAAGUGAUAAGGAACUAACAAAAGGAGUUCGGAGCAACAAUGCACAUCUGGGCUCAAAAUCACCGUUAGGAAUACAUUGUAAUGGUGUUACAAUAUGAUCGGGAUCAUGCUCAAUUAGAGAUAAUUUAAAACGUCAGAAGCUCCUUGGGCCUGCAUAAACGUUAAUAAAGUCUUUCUUAGGGUAAAACAGUCUUCUUUACUUCUUUGUAGCCACGAUUAUCUAACGAUUGCUAAUGAUACCAAUCAUGUUUUUGGAAAGUUCUGUGGCGAGAAGACUGGGAAAACGUUUAUUGUAACCGGUCGGUUUCUACUCAUCACAUUCCACACAGACUACGUUGUAGAAAGCAGAGGAUUUGACAUAAACUUCAACCCCGUACCUCUCGGUGAGUCUUUUCAUCAGAUAGGUCACCGAAAAUCGUAAACUCACUUGUUUUCUCUAUUGCUAAUAAAGAAUCUAUUAUUGAACGCAAAAAUCGUCGCCUCUUUAUCUGGAGUUGGAGUUGCUUUGGAAAUCACAAGUAUACUCCCUUCGGGUAAGAAAAUGGAGUGCAGGGCCUUUUAAAACAUGAAGAUUGCCGUCAUUGCAUGGCCAGAAAUUAGCACCCUUAAACUCACAAUAAAUAUCCACAUGAUCUUUGAUCCUCUAUCAAGAACAACGCGUCAAGCGAGUCACAAUUAAUUAGACGUCAGACUUCGCAACAAGCCACCUGUCGAUAUUUUUCAUGAUGCGUGAAACUUCCCUCAUCUCGAACAUAACCAUUAAGACACAAAGAACACGAAAAGGAAAAAAAAACAUCAUAAAAACAAGAUCAGCUGAAUAUGGAGAAGGUUACAAUUGGUUUGCAGACAAAGAAUUUGAUAAAUUGAUACUAAAAUAUUCCAAGAUGCAUAACUGAGAGGUUGCUAUUUUCGAGAGUAGUUCUACCAUGUAUUAGCACCCAUUACGGCGCCUCAGUCAUUCAGUACAGUGCACUGCUAAAUAAAGGACUCCCUUUUACAUAGUAAGACCUAUAUUUUUCAUUCCUAAAUUUUUUCGUCUUUAAUUCGGUAGUUCAUGGACGCGACUGCCUAGAUCUGCUUCACAAAGGUUACACCGACAGUGGCGUCUACGGCAUUAAUCCGGACAGAGGAAGAUUCAUAACAGUCUUCUGCGACCAGCAAACAAACGGAGGCGGCUGGACUGUCUUGCAGCAACGGUUGGAUGGUUCUGUUGACUUUUAUCGUAAUUGGACUAGCUAUAAAAAUGGAUUUGGAGACUUGACGUCAGAAUUUUGGCUGGGAAAUGACAACAUCCACAAAAUAACUUCACAAAGCUCACAGCUAUUAAUCGAGCUCAAAGACCAAGCCAAUUUGACAGCACAUGCGUCUUAUAAUUCUUUUCAAGUUGGUUUGGAAGCUGAGAAGUAUGUUGUUAGAGUAACAGAGUUCUCUGGAACAGCAGGGGAUUCCUUAGCUGUUCACAACGGAAUGAUGUUCAGCACGCCGGACUCAGAUAAUGAUGUUCACGAUCCUUAUGCUUGUGCACAAAAAUACACAGGGGCUUGGUGGUACAAAGAAUGCCAUCAAUCAAAUCUAAAUGGUCAAUAUGGAAAAAAUGAAUAUGCCGAGGGUGUUAUCUGGUAUCACUGGAAAGGAUAUUAUCAUUCACUCAAGGAAUCCUCAAUGAAAGUCAAACCUCGUCGAGGUAACAUCGAAAAACAUUGCUUGUUUGGGGUUUAUUUGUAUAUACAACCCCUAGGCCUAAGUUUAAAGACUUAAGAGGCUUUAGACAGCAACGAACACCUAAGGGCUCAAUAAACAUUUCUAACCGGAGGGAAUCUUUUCACCUGAAUAUUUUUUGUAUUUCCCUCCCUUAGGCUUAAAUGAUUUAGAAAAAGUUCAAUAUAAAAUCCAUUGCAAUAUAAAAAAACUUAAAACAUUAGGAAUAAUGCAAACCUAUGCGAUCGAACACCAGUGGUACAUUAUAUUCAACAACUAUUCACCAACGUGAAGGUGGCUAGUGGUGAAUAUUUAGUCAUCUUCCUUUGGUCAUUUACAGAACGUCAAUGGUCGUAUGAGCUGAUCUUUAGCGGGGAGUCAUCAGACUACGUGCUGCUCCCCUACAUCACUGACCUUCAAGAUGCUACAGCUUGUUGGUGGAUGAAGACCGAAAAAACUCCAGGCUGGUCAACAGUUUUCUCGCUUCAUAACUAUAAAAAUGAAAGUCUCCUGAGCUUCUCCUUUCAUGACAACGGCAGCUAUUCUUUGCACGUGCAUAGUGAACAGAAGUGAGUGGAUAUGUCUGCUUUCAUGAUUAUUUCGCAAGGGAUGUCAAUUUUUUAUCCUUUAGCGUACAGCAAUGUCUGAAACUAAUCAUUGGUUCGCAGUGCAAACGAUUAUCUUCGAAUAUCGCUUUUCUCCUCUCUAAGAUAUAUUAGUAAAAUUAAAUUGCAUUAUACCAAACCCGAGUUCAACUGCAAACUAACACAAUAGUUUGGAACUGAAUCGUUACGCAGAACCCGCCAUAAAUACUUACCAUUCCAUAAAAUCAUGAUUUAAUUUUAAACAAAAUCUCAGAUAAAUUAUUUUCACAUGUUCAGUAUCUUUAACGUGCAAGAUGAAGUCCUUUCAGAUGGUCUUUGGCAUCACAUGUGCAUCGCAAGGUCCUACUCGGAUGGCAAAUGGACAUUUUACUCUGACGGCGUAGAGAAAUUGGAAGGUGUAGAUCUAGGGACUGACUAUAGCACUGAAAAAGGGUUCAUGAUCAUUGGGAAAUUCCGAGGCAAUAUGAGCAGAUUUAACAUGUGGGACGAGUACAUCGAUGAUGUUUCCCGGAUUGAAAAAAUAGCGCAUGCAUGCUCGUCUAUAACCGGAAAUGUCGUACCAUGGUCAGAGGUUUAUCUAUGGCGUAGAGGAACUGUCUUCAAAGAGAAUACUUCUGUUUGCAACUUCUUUGGUGAGAGUUAUAAAUUAAAGGAGAAAACAACUGACCAUGUCUUACGAGCAUAUUGCUCAGGAUACUGCUACAUGUUAGCUCAGCAGUUUUUUUCUUCCCUCCAUCAGAGGAAUGACUCCGUCUGGUCACCAUUCCUUCCCUUCCUAUUGACUGUCAACUUCGUUGGUGGCAACAUGAUUUCUCGCGCACUACUGUGUUAAAAAGCAUAAGUAAAUUUUUCAAAGACACCGAAAUUGCAGUUUGUGGUCUUUAAAAUUUUUACAAGUGCUUAUUUGCAACAAAUUUCUCGAGAAAUCAUGUUGUUUCUUGGUAAUAAUUUACAUGAAAUACGCAUCACAGUAAGUCAAGCCGGACGAAACUUUGGCAGCGCGCGCUAUUUAAAAUUUUGACUCGUGUUACAACUUUGCAUUCGUGUUGCAGGAAAAAUGCAAUCGUUUUCAGCCAAUUAGACGCACGCUAUUUUCCCAUGUAUAUCAUUAAAAAGUGAAAGCAACUUACAAGAUAUGUAUGUCCACUAUAAGACAUUCACCUUCAAGGUUUGUGUCAUUACAAAUCGAAACUAUGUUGCAUCAAGGUAACUAAGUAAUAUCAUCUGAGUAGAAAACGUAAAUUGGCCGCCGUAAAGAGUUUAAAUUCUGGCGGUUCUAGCAUUACCCAUUCUUCAGGAGCGAUGAAAGAAGGGCUAGCGCUCGAAACGUCAGCUUUAUUCCUUUUCACGGUGGCCAAUUUACGUUAUCAACUCAGUUGGUAUAUAUGAUACUGAAUUAUCCUGUUAUACCCUCCUUCAUUCAUUUACGGUACAUCAAGCCAGGCAUUUAUGCCAAUACGUUUCCUACUGAUAUAGCCGUUAUGUUUUCUGUUUUCUUCCGCAGAAGUCGCCUACUGGGAUUUUAGAAGACGCGGCGCCUCUAAUUCCAGAAAGACAUAUGACCUUCUCUCCUCAACGUCAGGGGUCUUUAACAAACAUGGCUUUAACAGAGUGAAAGGCAUGGCGAGCUUACAAGUCUACGAGAACUUGGCCGUGAGCGUCGAUGUUCAAUCAGAAUGCCUUGGUAAUCCGAGUCUUUGUCAUCAAGGACUUUCCCUUGGCUUUUGGUUGCGUCACAAGCGUAAGUACGAGGUCUCUCGGUUGCUUGUUCUUUUAAAUUUAUAAUUAAAAUGGAUGGGAAAGCGUCCUUGACAGAUCAAGAUUUUUUGUUAAAACGGCCAAGAAGCAGAACCAUGUUACUCAUCCCUUUUUUUUGCUUUUUGAGGUAACAAAAGAGCUUUGCGGAAAUUAAUUCGGCUCCAGAGGGUAAAACAAGAAUUCUAAACAUAUGAACUUUCUUAGUGUUUUGUUAACAAUUUGCGGCAAAAUCGUGCAUUCUCAGUCAUCCAGGGCCGGGUUGUUCAAAGCUGGGUUAAGAUAACCAGGGUUAGUCUGAAAUCUGAUUUCAGGUCUAAAAGCUGUAAAAGGAAAUUCAGUCGAAUUCUUUUAGUCUAGAGUAUGAAUAUUUGACGCUUUAAAUAGAACACCGAAAAUUAUCCCAAAAAGGCCUUUGAGUAAAGGAAUAAAGAAACCCAGAUUAAAAUUUUUUGUUAGCGCUAAUCGGCCUUCGAACAACUGGGCCCAGGGUUAUUCAAACUGCGCACAUACCUUGCUAGCAAAGGUGCAAUGUUAACUGGUAUACAGUCCUUGUCUUAUGGCAAACACAGAGCGCAAUCCUGAAUUACAUUCAUGGAAGAAGUAUGGAUGUAGAAAAUACGCUAGAAAGGAAGCAUUAAGUGUUGAUGAUAGUAUUACAGAUGAAAGAGCGAUAGGAAUUUUUCAAAUAAAAUUAGGGCCUUCUCAGCUGUAUUUCCCCUUUUCCUAAACAAACAUGCCUGCUUAAUACUUCUUUCCACUUCUUAACCUGGGAUGGACUGACCUUUCAAUCAGGGGAAGUAGAACUACUCCAAGUCGCUUCAUACUCCGAAAACGGGAUACGCUUUCGCGUUAUGGGCCACAUAUCUCGAGUGGGAUAUCCUGUUACUUUGCAAUUUCCCUAGUGUUGUAUAAUGAGGAUAAGUCACGUGGAAAUAACAGUUACAUUUCAAUAUUGUAGCACGCUUCAUUACAACAAUUUCUGGGUAUAAAGAUAAGUACGAUAACCUUCUUGGAAGAUGGCUUGACGCUCUACUUCCGAAAGAGGGUGCGUGGCUGCGUUGUUUCAAAGCAUCUUCCAAUUGGAAAGGCACUCAUUUCCACAGUUGCGACGGCUUAGGACCGACUGUGACUUUCAUUCGGGUUCAAAAGAACAUUUUUGGAGGAUUUCUGUACAGUAACUGGGGAGGUGAGUCGAGAAAAUUGUCCAACAAACCAACUACAAAUUUAACAUUCAAAAUUAAAACUACACAGCAAUGUAAAUUGGUAUCAGGACAAGAAGCUUUUAUUAUUUCUUUAAUAAUCUUGCACGCUUCCAUUCGAUCUCGAACUGUUCCAAACGAAAAUCGGGGAAAGAAAAUGGGCAAACUCAAAUAAGUUUAUAGUUGUCAUCAUAUGGUGGUAGUGCUCCUGACGGUCAUUUUGUAGACUUUGUGAUUCUCAUUUGUGAUUCUCCCCUCAGCUGUUAUGACCUUACACAGUAGGAAAAAUUUUUCUAGCGAGCGAGUGAUAUGACUCGUUGAAAAUGGAAAGGCAGGGACGGCCCUUAUAAAUAUCAAUCUUACCGUAGGGUCCGUAAGUAUAUUUUGCAAAACUGUUUUUCAGGUGCGGACGGUUACAUAAAAAGUAACCAUGCAUUUAUAUUCAGCUUGAAAAAUUUGCGAGGAAUAGCACCUUUUAAGAUGGAUCUUAAAAGCGAUAAAUCAGAUCACGCAGCGACUCAGAGCAGCACAUUUGGACCCAUUUUUGGAGAAAAUGACAUUAACGUCCACUCUUUACCUGCUGGGAGCGCAGAAUCCUUCACAAGUCUCAACAACUCGUAUAAGUUCCCAAGCAGUCUGGCUCUUAGUAUCGACGAACGAGACUCCCUAUUGGCCGGGAGUAAAUACUUCAUAGUGGAUGACUUGGAGGCAUUUUAUUACGCCGGUAUGGCCAAGAAUUUCAUUUUACGUAAGGUCAUAAACACAAAAACAGACAUAAUUAUUUAUCUUUAUCACCCUGAAAGCUACUUUCAGCGUUAUUGAUCGAAAAGGGUUCUUGUAGUCACUGAGCGAACAUGAACAAGUUUAUUCUUUGCCGGAGUGCAUUUAUAUGAAUGAAAACGUACGAAACUUAGAAGUCUCUUCUAGCAUACUAGAGAUAAACCCUUAAUGAACCUUCUCAAUCAAUUUGUUAGCUGCGAAUACAAGGGAUAAAAAGUAAAGAAAUGAUCUGCAGUAAAGUCAUAUUGUGGCUCUUACUUUUGCUCUAUUGACGAUGAUAUGUGAUUUGCGCAGAAAUUUAGUCUUAGGAUGGUGUGGUACUACCCACCCAAAUCAGAGGUCCGGAGAGGCAGUAUCUUGCGUUGAACUAACGUAAAUACAGAGGAAGAAGCAACACUGCUGUACAAUUAUUAUUAUUGAAAAACAGAGGUUUAUUUUAGCUUUCGUCAAUGUGAAAAGAUAAACGGCGGUUAUGUGCAGAGGUAGCAAUUUUGGAAGUUGCAAUGCUGACACGAGCCAUUUGGUAACAUAAAGUGCUAAGUCUGCCCUUUUCCUCUCAUUUCUUUGUAGCCACUUCUAACGAGCUUGGACUGCGCAAAAGGACGGUUUCUGAUUCCCAAUUGAGUGCAAGCUCUAGUCUGGACGAUAAUGAAGCACCAGGACGGCCGGAACACGCCUUCUUCGACAACAAGCAGGGUUCAUGGUGUUCUUACACUAAUGGCGCAAAUGAAUGGCUCGAAUUGGACCUUGGGACGGAUCAGACCAUAUAUGGCGUGGCAGUUCAAGGAUCACAUGACUCAAACGCUGAAGUCACCUUGUACAAAAUAGGCAUGCGUCUUGAUGGAUCGUUGGGUGACUCAUGGCUCCAUGAAGUGGUAAGUAAUUCCCAUCUACUGGUGCUUGAAGGAGUUAAGGACUCGAUUUCUUCUAUGUCUUUUUCAUUUGAAACAAAAAAGUUGACAUCUCUGUCUUUGUUUGUAGACCUCGAAUGGAUCUCUGAAUUACUUCUAUCCAAACAGUUACACUGCACGUUAUGUGCGAUUCACAGUGAUACACGCAAAAACGGCCUCCUGCAUGAGAGUGGGCGUAUUAAAAGGUUAGUCACAAGAACAUGGUUGUCCUUAUAUACAUUUAUGAAAUAACUGAGAUAACAAGCACCCUUAUUGGUCAAAAACGUACCUUUUAUUGCAGCAGUAGACCAAUAGAAUAUUGACGUUUAUCUUAUAAAAGCAAUUACACCUACUAUCGGUUUAUCGGUGUAAUAAGCCGCGUCGGAUGUUGAACGAACAAGGAAGUUUGUAUACGUGACGGAAGUGGAUUUUUGUUUGUUUGUUUGUUUGCUUCUUGCAUUUCUGCCGACUGAGUCAAAGUCGAAUCGUGUACAGCAUGAUAAGAGCUGUAAGAGCUGUAACCCUCAGGUACACAAGUUUCACCUCAGAGAAAUGCUUCCAGCGAUUUACGUAAGUAACUUCGUCGAAGUUCUUUCGUUGUAGUUUUAUUAUUUUUUUAAUUCUCUCUACAGAGUACUGCCUCCCCGACUGGAAAUACUUCAGAGGCUCUUGUUAUUUUUUCUCAACAACUUCAAAGUCUUGGGAAGCCGCGAAAACCACCUGCGUGGGUUUGUCGGCGAGCUUGGUCAACAUUGGAUCUAAGAAAGAAAACGAUUUCAUUGCUGCCAACACAGAGAGCGAAAGGUGGAUUGGACUUAAAGAGAUUCCAGGGAACAAAAUGAACUGGACAAAUGAUCAUACAAAUUCUGGAUAUGUUGCAUGGAAGGCAGGAGAACCUGCUUAUGAAGUCACCCGAACCGAGUGUGCCUCUCUCUCGAAAAGUUCUGGAAAUUGGUACACAGUAAGCUGUGACAAGGAAUUGGAUUUCAUUUGCGAAAAAGGUAAAAUAUUUGGUUUCGCUCUGUCUGCAGUAAGAAUUUUAAUAUUAGGAAACCACGAGGUCGGCAUGUUUGAAGAAUUUCCCCGAAGCCUAUGCAGUAAAUCAAUAUGAGCAAAGUAAAGACGUCAUGAAAAGUUGGAAUCAUUGACAACCAGUAAUUGGUAAUGUUUAGACCCAAGCUGGCGAAGGCGAGAAACAGGCCCCGAGUCAAGAGCCCUCAAGGUUAUCGACUCGGUGAGACAUCUCCAAUGGUCAUAAAAUCAGCCUCUACGUCGUGCAACCAUAUGGUCUACCAGUACAUUGACGUAGACACAAUCUGUACACGCCUUUUCCACAACUGACCAUGGCAACUCGUAUAGUCAUAAUAAAACAGAAGCCAACAAGCAGAGAAUUUUCCAACCGUGAGAGACAACGAAGAGAAAUAACACAGGAUGCCAUUCGUUUUGUCAAGAGCUUAGGAAAAGGAAAAAAUAUCUUCUACAAGCGAUCGAAAUUCAGAAUUAAGAUUUCGCGGUCAUUUUCUCCUGAGAACUCCUUAACGAGCUGAGCCAUACUUUGGGUUCAUGUGUGACAAGCGUUCUGCUAGGAUCAUUAAUGUUGAGACUUAAGAAUCGGGACAAGUAAAUAAAAACAUAAUAAUGACGACAAAAAAAUAAUAACUGAAUACUCUAACGCCUAAUCUGCCCCAUUCAACGGCUAAUUUACCCUGUGUUCACUACUCACAGCUGUCACUCUUCACGACGUCAGUUACUGGUCAACAUCCUCUUGGAAAUGUAUGACUGAACCAAGACUAGCUCGGCUGCACGAGUUGAGAAACUGCCACGCCUCCUGGUGUGGAAGCGUGGGGGCUUGGCUUCAAAUAGACCUUGGUCGAGACUAUGACAUAAAUGGUAUAAACACCCAAGGCGCUCGGGACAAUUACGGCUUUGUAAAGAAGUUUACAUUGGCUUACAAAACGACGAGUGGAGGUUGGGAGAAUUUUGAAGAGGACGGAAACGUUAAGGUACUAUGGUGACUCUGUAUUAGGAAAACAAUUCAGGUCAAAGUUUAGCUCACGGCAGAAGCGUGAAGCUGUUGAUCACCUGUUCCUACAAUCGAAUGUUUACAGGUCCUUGCUGACUCAAUUGCUUGUUCCUAUUGCAUAGUCAGAAAUUGUUUCGGUUAAUAUUUGAAGUAUUAAUACUGAAAAAUUUUGUGAUUUUUUGGCUGACACCGAAGGUAUGAUUCUUCAUCCUCCUUUAAUUUCCGAAGGAAAAUCAAUAAGUAUCGACAUGGAACAAAACAGAACAAUUCCACGUAUUUCAUUGUGCUUUCAAAGUAGCUGGAUGCGAAGGAAACAUCACAAGUUACCUGUCUCAAAAUAUUCAUAACUAGCCUUGGGUACUAAAAUAGUGCAAUCUGUGAACUCAGCCCAACGAGUAUACUAAGGGUUCCUUCUGGACGACCAGUUCGUAAGUUAUGCGCAACACAUGCUUUUAUCUGUACCUUACAGGAGUUUGUGGGAAAUGUUAAUGGCAACGGAGUGGUGAAGCAAACUUUUUUACCUCCAUUCAAAGCACAUUUAGUAAAGUUCAACGCCAGAGAAUGCAACACAGCAACUAGUUGUUGCAUGAGGGUGGAGAUUUAUAUAUCAGGUAAGGAUAUUUCAUUGAGGAAGUUGUUGAGGUUAGAGGUUGUCUUUUGUUGAUGUGCUCCAUUUUCUUUUGGAGUCUGUUCACAAAAUUUCUAAUGAUAAAGAUCAUUAAAAAGCUACCCUUAGGGAAAAUUCUAUUCUGGAAACAUUUCCAUGCAGUGGAGGUAUUAUUGUUUCCGAAUGAAUUUAAAGCUAUAUUCAAGUUACAUUCAAGUUAUAUUCACUCCUUGAAAACCUCUGUCGACGGGAUACUUUUUACUGGCAAGAAUUUCUCAUUGAAAGUCCUCCUGCAUAAAAUUUCAGUCCCUACUCAGGGGCCGAACUACAACACCCAUAAUUGAUAUUCAACGCUACAGAGACCGCAUAGAGACUGAACAUUAAAAACCUUGUUCCCCUUUUUGUUCUUGUCCAGCGCGGUGUCCUUCUGGUUGGGAAUAUUUCCAGGGUUCCUGUUACUGGUUUUCGGAUCAUUCACAACCACAGUCUCACGCUGUAAACACUUGUCGUGUGCGAGGUGCUGACUUACCCAAAGUGACGUCGAUAGAAGAGAACAACUUCCUAAAGAAAAGUGGUUACAGUUGGUGGCUGGAUUUACGACGGGAUUCCACGCACAAGAGCAUAUUUAGAUGGAGUGAUGGUUCCUUGGCCGACUUUACAAACUGGAAAUCGGGUGAUCAUAGUGACAAUAGCAAAGAAUGUGUGGAGCAAGAAGACACUGGAGAAUGGAACACUGUGCUGUGCACUACAAAUCGUAAAAUUGCUUGCAAAAAGGGUACCUCUGUUAUAUCUAUGACUUUUUAAUUUGCAUGCAUCUAAACAUUUACAAAAGGCAUUAUAGUGGCAAUGUCAACUUUACCGAAUACAUUUAAUGUGCACGAAUAUCGACAAGGUUUAAACCAACAUUUCACAAAAGUACUUAACCCUUCCAAAGCCAAUAUCACAUUAAUAAGCCUCCUUACUGUCUGCCAUACAAUUCUUACGAUGUUAAUUUGCAGAAUUUACAAUUGUGUCCACUAAUAAUCCACUAAUUGAGAUUUUUCUUUGCUCCCAUUACUUGUCUGCCUGAUAUUGUGUUGAUGCUGUAAGGAGAAAUUCUGUUUAAGGGUUAAGGUGGGCAGUUUUCAAGGGAUCACCGAAGUCUUCCAUAAUCACGUUCCAGCGUACGGCUAAACUCGACACCAGCUCCCUGCGCUCGACCAUAGCGCUCGAUCUGCAUAGAGUAUAAUCUUUAAGUGAAACUCAGAUUAUCCUCUUUGUCAAGUGUUCUUGACUCAAAGCUUCUACACUUUUUUUGUUCUCUUAUCCGACGUGUUAUGCAGUGUAAUCAUUUUUCACAACGUUAAGGGAUUUAAAGUCCUCCAUUCAAACACGGGCUCUGUUUGGUAUGGCCACACUUCAAUUAAAAAGAUAUCGAGGGUCUAAUUUCAGGCUGGCUAAAUUUUUCUACCAUGGAAUACUAUUUCCAAACAUGAUUUGCUAUGUUUUUUUUUCCGAGCAGAAAAUAUAGACGUCAUUUUGGCAACAGGCACUGUUAGCAAACGCAGCGCUGGAAUUGUCUUUGGCUUUCAAGAGUUUACACAAACAUAUCAUCUGUCGGUAUCCGCGGGCCCUCACAUUUGGGAAGCUAGACUUCCAGACUACCCUCUGGGAUGGGUACACGUGGGUAUCACGUGGAGUAACCAAUGGGGAUUGCGCUUCUAUCAGAAUGGCGUUCUCACAGUCGAGUCAACCAGUCCCGCACGACUUCUUUACGCAACUGAGAGUACCUUCCCACGGUUUUAUAUCGGAAGGGAGUCAACUACUUCUCCUUUAAAGAGAACACAUAAUCUGCAGAUUUCCGACCUAAGAAUCUGGGAGUCGGUCAUUCCGCCAGAAAAAAUGGAAGACAUGCAAGCAUGUUCAGGUAAUUAGAAGCGAAUUUAAAAUUCAGGAUAUCAAAUGUAUCAGAAAUCAUGUACUUAAUAUAUGGUUUAAUUGUUUUACCCACGGCUGAGAGUCACAAUGAAUUAUUGUAGAAGUCAAGGUGGAUUUCUAGUUUCGCGUACGUUUUCCGCACGCAAGAUAGGCGUAACCAAUUCGAUUGCCGAGUACAAAUCUCUACCGCGCGUUGUUUAGCAAAAUCACGCAAGCCUUUGGCAAAGGCAAGAAAACAACACAAAGCCUGAAAGAGGCAGAAAACGGUAAAUGACAAAAUGUCAGCAUCACUUUUCUUGCCUUCCGCGGUAAUUAUCUCUGAUGUUUUUUUUAGGAAGAUAAGUUUGGUUUUAUCAACUGAACCGAUAACGUACAUUGGCCACCGCAAAGAGUUUCAAAGUUGACGUUUCGGGCGUGAUGGAGGGCUAGUGCUCGAAACGUCAGCUUUGAAACUCUUAACGGAGGCCAAUUUACAUUAUCAACUCAGUUGAUGAAACCAAAUUAUCUUGUUGUACUCUUCCACCGACGCAGCACCACAGUUUCUUUACAAACUAACCUCCUUUAUUCGAAUGUUUGUUAUUUUGUAAAUUUAGCAAUUGGAUAACAGCUGACAUUACCACUAACAUGCCAACUAAAAUCCUCAGAUUUUGAGCUUAAAAUUGGUAAGAUGAUUAUAUAGCGCGUUUUUUUUUCCCGCUGAAACCUUUAAGAUGGUGUUAGGAACACUUGUGUACAUACAUCGUUAUACCACUCAACUUUAAAAUUCAGUGGGCUUAGAAACCUUUCAUUUCGCGAAAUAUUUAAUGAAACAGAAACGCGCUUUCUAUGUUAAUACACGACCACAAAGCUUAACGAUAUUUACAUUCCUUACUUUAAAAAACAGGAUUAGUAAAUGAGGGACAGGUCACCAUUUAUUAAGAGGAGGGAGGGAAAGAUAUUCUGAAAAGAUUACAAUUUCUAUAAGCCGACCCCCCCAACCCCUCCCCCCCAGGCCGUGAUGUAAUUAGCAGGUGACCCCUUCUUCUGUAUUCAAUAUUAAGGUGAUGACUCCCUCGUCACCUCAGACCUCCUCUCACAUGCCUCGUAAUUUUCAAAAUUUAAGUCAUAUGCAACUAUAAGAUAAUUACUUUGCGUGACACCCACCUUGGGUAAUGGAGAACUCUUAAAAUGUACCUCAGUCUUCUGACCCCCUAAAUUUCUUUAUAUAAGUUUAGCCCCCCCUCUUGCCAAUCUGAAAUAGCCUUGACCCUCCCCCCCUUCUUUUUUCCUCCCUUUUUUACUUAAAUAAUGACCGGUCCCUAAAGGUUGUACUCUGAACUAACAAUUGGUUUGCAAUCCAUCCUCCAUUUUACUAUUGGCAUCAGAAACUAGGAAGCUUUCCCUCCCUAAACGCAAAACUGAUACGAUUAAAGUUGAAAUGCAAAUGUAAGAGGUGAACGUUUCCUCUAACACUGAUACAGUCAAUAUCGCAAUUAUUACAGUAAGUAAAAUAUUCCAGUCAAAAAUCAUGAAUGACCCAAGCUCUAACAUUUCUGUCUUAAUAGCUCUUCCCUGGUACAUGUGGAAAAAUACUGGCAAUUAUGAUUAUCCAUGGGAGCUAAAACGUGUUCCUCGGGAGAGUCCUGAUGAGCAAAGGUUUGACGUAAUACCCCAAGACACUAGUAAGUAAGGAAAUCGCAUCAGAAACUGUCUCUUAUUGGAGACAAAAACAACUCUAGAAACCAUUUAAUGUUCUUCGUCGCCAGUAAAAUUCACUCCUCUUCGCGUGUUGAGAUUUUUAAAGAUUGUGUUGAAUAUUUAACCAUGGAUACGACCUUUAGGUAACUUAGUAACCAGGCUGCGCACUCCUGGCGCCCCUGAACUCAAAUAAGAAGGCGGAAAUCAAAGCACUCGUCUUACAAAUACCAGCGAGAUUGAUAAUCGCAUUAAAAUCUCUACCUGAAAAAAGUAGGCAUCUGUGUCUAGCUCCUUAUUGUUCAAAACGCCACGAGUUGAAAAAAGAGAAGGGAGGAUUUAUCUAAGAUAUAUUUGCAAUGGUAACAACCAUGGAGGAACUCGAAACACAUCAGAGAACAAUUUACGAAAAAUUAGGCUUCUCUGUGGAAUCUUGAAACCGGCAGGGGAGGGGGGAGGGAGGGUAGCAUGGUGAGAAAAAAAAGAUGGAAAAGGCCGAGGAGGCAACUGUGACGUUGGCUAGAAAUCUGGCCUCUUCGGGCGAAAAUAUUUCGAAAAUACAUCCGACCAGAUAUAAAACUUUGGAUUAGAGAAAUUCCAUUCAUGUAUCUGCAAAAUAUUAUCUCUCUCAAUGUUAUUUCUACAGAAUACCACAACAUGGGCUGUUUUAAAAUAGACUCCGGUCCACCGAUACCAAGUCUGGAAGGUACAGACCCCAUACUGACUGGCAACCACGUUUCCAGAUUGGAUGCUGUACAAAAAUGUCUUCACGCCGCGCGCAGGAAAGGAAACAAAAUGUUCGCUGUAGCGAGUGGAGGGAAAUGUUUGUCCGCUCCAGUCGAGUAUUCUGAUAUCGAGAAAAGCUAUACUGAGACAUCCCAAGGUUGCAAAAAUGGCAAAGGAGCAACUAAUUACAUGAAUAUUUACAUAAUUAAAGGUAUGUGGGGCUAAGCUUGGCGCUUCGCGAUUGGACGUUUGGGUUGGCUGUAAUCUACUGCAAGGCCUGCUAACUAUUAAAAGUGAAUUGUUGCUUGAAUCGAUCGUUAUUUAUCGCCGAUUAUUGUCUUCUUUGAGGGAAAAUGAAAGUUUAAAUCUUUUCAAACGUGCUAAGGACUAAACAGCCAUCUCGAAUGAACUCUUUAUGCUUUGGAAGUGUGUCGGUCAGUUGAAAAUAUCUCAAGUCACUAGGAAUAGUAAUCAAUUUCUCAGGCCUGACGCACGGUAAAAUAUCAUUAUCAUUUAUUAAGCGUCGUCUACCUGGUGACCCCUAGUCCAUAACUUUCAUUAGGAACCUCGAGCUCAAAUAUUCAGAAGGAAGUGUACUAGAAAUGUAUGAUGCAGUCAUUUUUCAUACAACCAUCGCAUAACGAAUGGCUUGAGAAACGAAAACAAAAUAUUAUCUUUGUGGUAGGCAGUUCCCUACUCACAAAUAACUCAAAUGUUUAAGCUCAGAUCACUCACAGCUAUCAAAAGAUAGUAUUUGGCUUAUAAAGGAUUCAACUCUCCCAAGAUUGUUUUGAUGGGAAAGUUAUUAAAAUAUAUUCUGGUGAGACCUAACCUUUGAAAGCAGAAGAUUAAAAUCGCAUGCGAUGGGCAGGAGUCGUGUAUGCCCGUUAGCAAUUUUUAACCAAGCUAUAAUAGAACUAUGACAAAGAACUUCAACUGAAUAUUCCUGGGCGAAGCUACCUUCAGCGAAGAGUUUUUUUCGUUUUCAGACAGUAACAACGCGGCUUUCAAGAAACCUACAGCCCAAUCAGGCACAAUUAAAGCUUCCUCCUUUGCAACAGAUGGCAGUCAUUACAAUAUAGACACAGAGAAAUGCACUAAAACAACUUCACAGAAGGACCCAUGGUGGCGAGUGGAUUUGGAAAGAGAAGUUUUAGUUCAUGAUGUAUAUAUCUACAAACACUCUUAUGUAUCAGUGAACUACUUGCUUCAGAUAAGAGUAGGAAAUCACGACAACCCCAAUCUAAAGAAGAACUCACCGUGUGGGGGAUCUUUUAGAUUUAAACAGUUGCAUUGGAAAAGAAUUCGUUGCCCCUCGCCUCUGAAGGGAAGAUUUGUAAGCAUAACAAGGAUUGUUGGUAAUGGCAUCUUGAAAUUAUGCGAAGUUGAAGUUCGAGAAGAGGGUAAGUUUCACCAACAUUCAUAUCAAAUUUGCAGUUUCCAAAAUGUUUGACCAAAUUGCACUGAGACAAAACCACAAACAUUUAAAUUUGAUUAAAUGGUCAUUAGUUUGUUACGCCAAUAGCGUGAACAGUGGGAAAGCAGGUCUAAGAGGUAAGAAAAAGAAAUAUUCAGCCCUACAAGUUGUUUUUGUUUUCCGGUUCGAUCAAGGAUAAAAGAAAGGUGGAGAUAAGAUACUCCUUGGUAAGAAGGGGAAUAGGCUGAAACGAAACAAACCUCUCUCGACGCGUUUCGUCGGAUCUUUCCCGCUCUUUCUCGUGUUAAAAAAAGGUUGCUCCAGUUCAGGCCAAUACGCAGACGCAAGCUGUGUUGUGGUAAGAAAGGGAAGGAGCUAGGUCGAGAAGCACCAACCUCGGCCGCGGUUCUUCCGGAUCUCAUUACUCGCCUCAUUUUUACUCGUAUUUUCUUUUGAGAAAAACAAAUUACUAAAAGUCCUGGAAAAUAAGCAUUUAAGAUUAAUUAGCGCAAAAGAAACGCUUUCAAAAAUUAAUUCUUGUCUGUCCUGCUUGCAUGACUUAAUGCAAAACAUUGCUAAUUAAAUUGAUAUAAUUUUGAUACUUUUCUCUCUUAUUGUUCAGCAACAGACUACGUGCAAGCAAGCAUGUCCUACCCUCGUCAAAGAACGACUCUCUCAGCUCUUGAGAGUAUUUAUCUUGCGGGAACAGUGAAUUGCUUGAGCUUUCAUUACGACAUGUCAGGAGAAAAUGCUAGUAGACUGAAUAUUUUUACUGUCGACCAAGAGAACACGAUAUCUUUACGAUGGCGACUUGUUGGUGAUCAAGGAAACCAGUGGAAAUUUGCUCAAGUUACCCUUAAUGCAGUCCACGGUUUCAAGGUGAUUAGUAGAAUUUGUUGUCGUUGACAAAAAUGAUGAUGGUGAUAAGGAUGAUAAUGGCGAUAAUGCUGAUGCCAUUAAUGAUUAGUAAUGUGACAGAAACGGGUAAUGACGACAAUGAGUAAAGUGACUAUGGCGUAGGUUAAAACCACUAUGACUCGUCAUCCACUUCAAAGCGACCACCAAAAUCCUCUGCAUCGUUCCAAUGUCUGAACGACACAACUUGCUUAAAUGGGGAAGAGUUAAAGAGGAAAUAUGUUAUUACUUUGGCACAAAAAAUUAUUUGGAUGGGUUACGUUUCUUCAUUGUGAAAAAAUAAAAUGGAAAAUUUGACUUGAAGGAAUCAUUCUUGGCUAAAAAGCUGAAAGUUUGUGCGUACGUUUGUACAUGUCUUUCGACCUCUAGGAAAUGAUACCUACGUAUCGUUAAAUUUCAGUUCAUCACACAGCAAAAAAAUGAUGGCAUAAGUUAAACUUAUCAGCAAUAAGGAGUUUAUAAAAAAGUAAAUGGUAAUGCUUGUUGCUUCGAUGUAUUAUUAAACAUUAUCUUUUUAUUUAUUGUCCUCAUGACAGAUCAAGUUUGAAGCUCUAAGUGAUGGCGGGAUCGGUGGGAAGAUUGGGAUUCGAAACAUAAAAGCGGGAUUGAACUCCAGCUGUACGUGCAUUCCAACUGAAGCCUGCCCGAAGAUCACAGGUGAAGUUGCAUUGCCCCUGUGCAUGCAUGUACACGUGCCAAGCAUUAGUAAGAAUAUUUACUUGGAAUACAAAUUCAUGCCGUAUUAAAGCAGGCUAACCAAUAAAAAAGCCUCAAUUUGAACUUUCCAAUAACGUAGUUUCAACAAUGAUGAACAUCAUACGCAGAAGAAAAAAAGCUAUAAAGCUGUCAAAGCAUGACCUAUGCGCUGUACCCUUGGAUGAUCACACUCCUCGGGUCACAGCUAAAUGAGACAUGUCAAGUUGAUAGUCUGCUUGAUCAAACUUACUUUGUUCUUAGGAUUCCACUCAGCCAUGAUCAGCCACGCUCCUAGUUACCAGGACAUGUUAAUGAAGUGGCUUUCCGAGGCAGGGUAUGGAGAGAAGUACUGGGUUCCAUGCUACAGAGCCCAUGUCAAUGGAUGGCAAAAACUCGUCUUUCACCGAAUGUGUGAUAAUAGAGGCCCCUCUGUCACUAUAGCCAGGAUAGAUUCAUUUGUGUUUGGGGGAUUCUCUGAUAAAAGCUGGAAAAGUGAGCAACAAUUUAUCAGCCAUUUUGUAUCUAUGUUGGUAAACGAGGUUAAAUUAACGUGGCAUAACUGUACUUCUCUUUUUCAUCAUUCGCUUUGUAUGUAUAAAAGCUAUCUCUCGUAAUGCCAUCGGCUCAGUUGAGUGCAAAGAUUUCAAACGCAUCAAUCGCGACUCCAACUUACCCUCAAAAAUUGUUCUAUUUUGUCUUAAUGGAGCACAGUUCUACUAAGUCCAAGCACACAUAACAGUUGAUUAGGGCUCGAGGCCAGGUGCGGAAUUUUGUCAGAGGAAUAUUAGAAUUGAACUCCUGAAUUGAACUCCAGAAUCUCAAAGCAUUAUAUUUGGGUCAAAAUAUAUUGGCACUCCAUCAACAGAUAUUUUUUACAUCAUCUACUGACACUCGUUUUGUUCCAGAUUUCCAUCCCUAUAAAGUAUUUCCGUCUAGCAACGCAUUCCUCUUCAGCUUAAAACCUUUCAGCGAUAAGCCAAAGAAGCUUGACGUGUUACUGGAAAAAAGACAUCAAGCCUUACAUAUCCACAGAUAUAGCGGGCCGUGCUGGGGGGAGGAGAGACAAGAACUUUGUUUCAACGACCAGAAUGUCGCAACGGGAAUCAUUAUCGGUGGAGUAUUUAACGUCAGUGGAAUUACGGAUGCAACUGUCAGUAAAUAUUUUACCGGACAAACGUCUUUCCAGGCUGAUGAUCUUCAGGUUUUUGUAAUUGGAGGUAGGCAACAAAGCAUCCGAAUCGAAUGCGUAACCGCUCCAGCUAUGCCAGAUAAUUCUUCGGAUAAAAAUUAAUGCCUAACCAGUAACUACAAACCUAAGGAGGAGAAUAUGCUGCCUUUGCCAUGCCAUCCUCAAAUGGGUAGACAUUCAAGUCUUUCCGGAUAAGGAAAAUAAACGCUGGGCCUCUUCUCCUGUAGCUUCUCUGUACUGGUUAGCAAGGGAUAUUUAAGGACCCACACACUUCUUGCGAAGACCAUGUAACGUAACUCCCGGUGUUGUGAUCUGGCCUGUGCUUUUUAUAUACAGGCCCCCACUUAACAGAGUUUUAAAUCCCGUCCAAACAUCGCAGAUUAAUAAGUUGCCUGAGAAUAUCUUCAUAAAAUAAGAUAUAAUCUCUUGCACGAGGCCAUCUAUUGCUGGACAAAUUGGUUCUCGUUCUUACCUCUAUGAUCUGGGUAAAACCCCUAUACAGCACCAUUUAAAAGUAGAGGUCCUGUAAUAGUUCUACGUCGUCAAGGAGAUAGUGACAUGAAUAUUUCAUAACUGAAGGCAAGCAUUAAUUUCACAGCUUUUCUCUCUGCAUGCACACUCGUGGUAAAGUAAAUCAACUCAAUCUCAAAUCAAUUUACACGUAGAUUCUUUAUGCGAUCCACCUUGUUGGGAAGGAGAAAGCUGUGAUGAAAUUGCAGGAAAAUGCAUUUGUGACCCGACCAGGAGAGAGGAAGAGAUGUGCAGAAGGAAGCAAGGUGAACCGAAUGGGUCAUUCACAAUCACACAUCACUCUUUUUUUUUUUCCUUUGACCAGUUUCGAUCCUUCGUUUUCCAUAUUUUGUCACUUAAAUUCCUGAUCACUAGCGUAAUGUUUGUAUAAUUCCGAAAGCCCAAACGAACAAUUACGAAGUGUUUUCAAGUAUUUAACGUAGGCUUUGCUUUUAUCCUCCACCUUUGACACCUACUUGUAUUAUGCAAUGGAAAGUAACGUAAGAUUUGCUUUUAUCCACCUACUCCGACACCUGCUUGCAUUAUGCAAUGGAAAGUAACGUAAGAUUUGCUUUUAUCCUCCACCUCUGACACCUGCUUGUAUUAUGCAAUGGAAAGUAACGUAAGAUUUGCUUUUAUCCUCCUACUCCGACACCUGCUUGCAUUAUGCAAUGGAAAGUAACGUAAGAUUUGCUAUUAUCCUCCUACUCCGACACCUGCUUGCAUUAUGCAAUGGAAAGUAACGUAAGAUUUGCUUUUAUCCUCCACCUCUGACACCUGCUUGCAUUAUGCAAUGGAAAGUAACGUAAGAUUUGCUUUUAUCCUCCUACUCUGACACCUGCUUGCAUUAUGCAAUGGAAAGUAACGUAAGAUUUGCUUUUAUCCUCCUACUCCGACACCUACUUGCAUUAUGCAAUGGAAAGUAACGUAAGAUUUGCUUUUAUCCUCCACCUCUGGCACCUGCUUGCAUUAUGCAAUGGAAAGUAACGUAAGAUUUGCUUUUAUCCUCCUACUCCGACACCUACUUGCAUUAUGCAAUGGAAAGUAACGUAAGAUUUGCUUUUAUCCUCCACCUCUGGCACCUGCUUGCAUUAUGCAAUGGAAAGUAACGUAAGAUUUGCUUUUAUCCUCCUACUCCGACACCUACUUGCAUUAUGCAAUGGAAAGUAACGUAAGAUUUGCUUUUAUCCUCCACCUCUGACACCUGCUUGCAUUAUGCAAUGGAAAGUAACGUAAGAUUCGCUUUUAUCCUCCACCUCCGACACCUGCUUGCAUUAUGCAAUGGAAAGUAACGUAAGAUUCGCUUUUAUCCUCCACCUCUGACACCUACUUGUAUUAUGCAAUGGAAAGUAACGUAAGAUUUCCUUUUAUCCUCCUACUCCGACACCUGCUUGUAUUAUGCAAUGGAAAGUAACGUAAGAUUUGCUUUUAUCCUCCACCUCUGACACCUACUUGUAUUAUGCAAUGGAAAGUAACGUAAGAUUUGCUUUUAUCCUCCACCUCUGACACCUACUUGUAUUAUGCAAUGGAAAGUAACGUAAGAUUUGCUUUUAUCCUCCACCUCUGACACCUACUUGUAUUAUGCAAUGGAAAGUAACGUAAGAUUUGCUUUUAUCCUCCACCUCUGACACCUGCUUGUAUUAUGCAAUGGAAAGUAACGUAAGAUUUGCUUUUAUCCUCCUACUCCGACACCUGCUUGCAUUAUGCAAUGGAAAGUAACGUAAGAUUUGCUUUUAUCCUCCUACUCCGACACCUGCUUGCAUUAUGCAAUGGAAAGUAACGUAAGAUUUGCUUUUAUCCUCCUACUCCGACACCUGCUUGCAUUAUGCAAUGGAAAGUAACGUAAGAUUUGCUUUUAUCCUCCACCUCCGACACCUGCUUGCAUUAUGCAAUGGAAAGUAACGUAAGAUUUCCUUUUAUCCUCCUACUCCGACACCUGCUUGCAUUAUGCAAUGGAAAACACGCAAUCCAAUAUCCAAAGGUACUAAGCACCGAUUACCAGGUCUUUUUAAUUAGCGACAGAGUAUAAAAUGUGAUAUUUACCUAAAAUUCAAAUUUGCGAUACAAAAGCUUUAUAUUAUUUUUCUGAUAUUAAUAAAUCAAAGAAUGCAACAUUUCUAUCAGAAUUCUCUUUCAGGGUGUUAAAUGAAAAAUAAAAGAGCAACUGUGUACCCUCAAAUAGGGAGUCUAGAACCACUGCAUAUGAUUUUACGCCAUAGCCUGUUAUCUCAUCAAUGUUAGGUACAUUAUUUGCCAUAAAUGACUUUUAUCGUUCACUUGUAUUUGUGGUUCAAUUAUUUCUAUUUCUGUUCCGCACUAGAGUUGCGACAACUAAGGGACAAGAGCUGCAAGGAACAAUGGGAACAUCAAAGGCCAAUCAACUGUUCAGGUCGAUUAUUUGCACGAUACGACAUCAGGCAUACCGCUGACUCAGUGCGUAACUGGCGAUGCUACUAUGAAGAUGCUCUAAUCAGGGAUAGAAGUCGAUAUGAUACAAUCAAGAGGUCAAAUUGCUAUCAUACAGAUAGCAAACUUGAAAGCUUCACAAGUGAAGGUGAAUGUAAAGAUAUGAAAUUAUUGUUAUAGUACUCAAACUGUAUUAUAUGACUGAUGCUUACAGAUUCUGAUCAAGUACAUAGUCAAUACCGAUUAAUUUAAAGUAAAACCAAUAACACGCCGAAUUUCACUGUAAAAAUGUUGACAAAAGUCCCUCGACGAGCCAUGAUUUAUCAUAAAAAAUUUUAAAAAAGGAACAGAGUACUUAGAAUUGCUACCCUCCCUAGUCUAUAUAGGAUAGCAUUGUGGCGUCGUAUAUCAUAUUCAUCAUUUAGGUUGUUGCUAGACCCUUGCAAUCCUUACUGAUAUCACAUAAUUUCUUUCCAAAAGACUAUUCUAAGAAAAAAAUAAACUGAGCUCUGUCAAGUGACGACUCUAUCUGUAAGAAUUUUAGUAACUAAACCCAUACCUGGCGCAGUCAUGGGCUUAAGCUUCUUGAACCUUACUGUAAGAAAGACGUCUUCAAAUUUUCAUUUUUACUUUUGCAUUUUGUAAGUGGUUGGUGUGUUGCCUAAUCGGUUAUUGCCGACCUAAUUGAGAUGUUGAUGAAGGUAAUGCGGUUAUCACUGGUGUCUCGAAAUGGAACUAAGUUCUGUAUCACGAUCCACCCGUUACAGCUAUUAAUAAUAAUGCAAACAGAUUAAUUCACUAUGUUCCGGUCGUUUGCAGAUGCCGGUUGUCGUCCCCUGGGUAUGGAGAGUGGAAGCAUACUUGACUCGCAGAUCACGGGCUCGUCUGAAUACGCCCCUUCAUCUCGUCACGGGGCUCCCAACGCACGGCUGAACAAUGCUGCUAACGCGGGUGCCUGGGCGGCACGCAGUAAUGAUGUCAACCAGUGGUUGCAAAUCGAUUUUCUAGUUAAAACAACAGUAGCCAAAGUGGCCACUCAGGGAAGGAAAACCAACCCUCAAUGGGUGAAGAGUUAUUCCUUGUCUCAUAGCUUGGAUGGAACGAACUUCGAGGAACAUAGAAAGUGCGGCACAAAUGAGGUGAGCCCGACUGACGCAAAAUCCAAUAUGUAAAGGGAAAUAUUUGAGUCAGGCAUUGACCAACCGCCAAGUCAUUUAUACUGAAAAUUUCCUUGUUUACUUUUUCGUUGUUAUAAUGGCCCAGGGUCAUCGAGGCAUAUAAAAAAAAGCAUAAACGAACAUGGCCGAUAUUAAACUUUCCCAACUGAGCAUGCUUAGUCUAAAGGGACUUUAAAAACAAUCGCGACGGCGAUGGCGAUGACAGGGUGACGAUACAAUAGAUUUAAUGAACUGAACAGUAGCUCAGCACGCACGUUUUGCAACUUUUUUCCUUUCCUUCCAAAACAAGAACUGAGAUCGCAUAACUUUGCAAAUUCUGAGAACGGGACCACUAACGGCAAUUUUUGGAUCAAUAUCAGUAUCUGGGCAACUGCCCACCUACCCCUCCCCUAACUCAAUAACAGUUAAUGUUAAAGUUGGGUUAGGGGAGGGGUAGGUGGGUAGUUGCCCAGAUUCUGAUAUUGAUCCCAAAUUUUCCUAGUAUUAUACUUCGAACCCUCCGCCCCAUUCCCCUUUCAUAUUGAGGAGGACACUUGGCGUCGUUAGAGAAACUAAUCACAUCCUACUACUCCUAAACUAUCUAAGAGGAAAAAUUUUUUUUUAAAGUGAUAUUUUCCCAGGUUUCGUCGUCUAAACCUCUUUAACUCUAUGCGACAACAACGUGUGACCAAAAGAUAUUCGUGACAUCUUUUUUGUCCUUAAACUUUCAGUGAAACUAAUCAAUUGCAUUGUUUGACAGAUUUUUAACGCCAACUGGGAUGAGAACACUGUUGUAUACAACACAAUCAAUCCAGUCAUCUUUGCGCGUUACAUCCGGGUUAUGCCGAAGACUUGGAAGUCACACAUAUCCAUGAGGGUGGAGUUUUAUGAUUGCGGCGGUAACUACAUUUGAUUCACUUUAUACGAAAUACUGUGGUAGAUUCAUCGAUCCUUCUGAACUUUUCCGUCUCUUUUUUUCAACUGACGAGCAUAGCCAUUUGGAACGAAAAUAUGCACGGAUAUUUAUCAGCCGACAUAAUCCGUUGAAAGAUGCAAACAGUUUUCCGAGAGCGAAGCUCUGCAAAAAGAAAGGGCGGGGGCUGGGAAGAUCAGAUAGUGUCCGAGGGCAAAUACACGAUAUCUUUACGCUAAAUGGAAGCUUUUGUGUCUAUCAUCCCUCAAACAUUUUUCAACGCGCGGGAUUUAUUAUUACACUAAUAUGUCAGUAUGUAGUUUUAUAAAUACUCCCGCUGUUUUGUCUAAGCAUCGUAUCGGCAUAAGGCGUAUGCGAACGAAGAAAACAACACAAACGAAAUCAUUGUAGUGUUCUUUGUGUCAACAAAAUAACCUGAUGCGCUUAAAGUUCGAUUCCUUAAAAUUCAAGUCUAAAAAAAUUGAAGUUUGGAUGGUUUGGUACGCCAUUUUGUUGCUCCGCUUUCCUUGCACCUCCCAUUUCCUUAAUAGGGCAAAAUGCCGGGGUAAGGGAAUAAUUAAUAAUCAUGAUAACAUCGAAACUUUGUUUAUGUUAGACAGAAAAACUGAUAAACUUAUAAACCGAAAUGUGUUGUUAUAAUGCGAAAAAAAAGUUACGUAGUACCAAGGAGUUUGUCUUUGCAAUUACCAAUACAGGGUCUGAAUAUAACGUUUUCAAGGCAGAUGAGUUGCUUUCACAAGCAGAGUACGUAUGGACGUUUGACCACUUAAACGAUAUUAAAGACCUUUCAGGAAAAACUUGGGCUGAAAGGAGCGCCCUUUUACAAUCAACCACUGGUGUGCGAGGCAGAGCUGUUUCAACUGCUGGCGGAGCUGGACCAAUCAGAUUACACGACGACUCAGAAAAAUCAUAUCUCGUUUGGCCACUUAAGAGCGCGCAAGUAACGGUAGCUCUGUGGCUUCUGUACCAUAGCAAAGUUCCCCCCGACUUCCAAACUUUCCUGGCUUCGGCAGAAGAAGUGUCAGGUGGAAGAGGGAUUCAUCUCUUCCAGAUGGACGGGAGCAAGGAGGAACUGACAUUUCAAGUGACGGUCGGAAAUGGGCGAUGUUUCGUAAAGUUUCAUGCCCCUCAAGGAGUCUGGACUCAUUGGGUAUUCACAUGGAAAAAAGUGAAUAAUAAACUAUCUGAGGACAUGACUGUGUAUCGUAAUGGGAAAGCAGUUGAUUAUUUGCUUCAGAAUGCUUGUGAGGCUCGUAACUAUCCGGAGAUAACCAACUUUGACUUCACAAUAGGUUCUCACACUUUACCGAAAGCGUCUUUUGAUGACAUCAUUGUUUGGUUAAAAUUGCUUUCCACGUCGGAGGUGGAAGAGUUGUUCAGUUACUACGAAGGUAAGGAUGGUCUCAACUACUACAUUUCCCUGUUAUAAAGAGCCAAAAGUCUAUCAAGGUAGUCGGUAGAACGUCGGAGCCAGUUUUUAAAAGCUGACUUGUCAGCCCUUCUCGCAAAAAAGAAGUAAGGAAAUCGUCGGAUUGGGAAAGAGGUUAACGCAAAUUUUCUAAACCAAUCACAGAUUGUAAAGAGGCGUAACCAAUGCAACCCUGGAGGACAAAUGACUUUUAAUCGCAAUUUUUUCAUCACUGAUGCUCAUGUGCAAAGUGCAUUCCGCCCAUAAUGAUUGUUUUCUGACGCUAUUCUGUGAUCUUAUAUAGGCAGAGCCAAUCUUCACGUAAAUGUGAGUUUGGAAUUGACUGAUGAAGAAUUUAACCUCGAGUAUAGGAAUAUUACUUCUGAAAUUUUCAAGUACACAUCCACUUGGAUAGAGAGUCAGGUAAGGAGGUAUUUCAGUUAGCAAGACAUGAGUGUAAAACUCACAAAAUCUGGAACAAAGAAGAUAUCCAUCGAUUUCGUGUACAGUAACCAGUUGUCUACUAUCUUUCCUUAACCUUUUCACCCCUAGGGAGGUAUUACUAGAAAAUUUUGUUUUUAUAAACUGAAUUAAUAAUGUGAAUUUGCCACCAUAAAGAGAAUCUAAAGCUGACGUUCAGAGCAUGAGCUUUUCGUCAGAGCGAACUUUCUGCUGUUCGCCUGCCGCUCGCUCCGAGAGGAACCAACCACUGAACUAUGUUAACAUUCUCAAGUUAUAGUCAAUUGUCCCCAACGGUAGGCGUAUCAUUAUUUUUUAAAAAAUUUCUUAGUUUCUCUGUAAGAAUUUGCUAGAAGUAGACAAUAAACCUAGAAACGAAGUAACCUGGAGUAUAAUCAAUGGUAUUUUCGCAAUUUGAAACACAUUACACGUGGAAUGAAUGCUCAGUAUUGACUGAUCCACUUCAUGUUUUCCUUUUUCGCAGGUUAUGAGCCUCCAUCAGAACAAUUCGUUGUUAUCAGUGGAUAACUUUGUGUUUUGGUAAUAACUAUCCGCCUAUUACAAACAUCUUAAUUACCGUAGAUAAUUGAGAGAAUGAUAACAAAAGCUCUCUGUUUGGUGUGAUAAAAUUGCACAAUGUAACAUCUUAUAUCAUAUGGACCCAGAGGCAUUGCGGUCAAUAAUUAUCCGACAAUUUUUUUAAGCCAAAUGAAUAAAGGGGGUAAGUUUCUAAAGAAACUGUGGUGCUGCGGCGGUGGGAGUGUAUAACGGGGUAAUUUAGUAUUAUUAACUGAGUUGAUAACGAAAAUUGGCCAACGUAAAGAGUUUAAAAGCUGACGUUUCGAGCGUUAGCCCUUCGUCAGGGUGAGUUUAGCCAAAGCUAUUUAAACAAGUUUCUCCUUCCGACGUGUAUAGAAUCGAAGACUUUAUUGCAUUCAACUCUUGCACACCGCGUGUGUGUGCUCUGUGUGCUUUUGCAUAAUGUACCAGCUUACUUAAAUAUGUUUACACACAAUAUAACUUACAAUAGGUGUUAAUUAUCACGUAGUAAUAUGUUACACUCCUCACCUGCUGUUCUUUACCAGCUUCUCGAACGGCAUUUUCCCUAAGUCUCUCUCGUUCUUUCUGGUUGUCGUCCGGCCAUUGGGAGAACUAUUCAAUCAACCCCAAAAAUCUCUUAUUAAUAUUAUCAUCUCAUGCCAUACAAAAGAGACUUCAAAAGCAUUGUAUAACCAUGAAUUAUGAAUGAAGAGAUCAACGGCUCUAUGGGUAGUCAUUCUAAGUUAGCAUAAUGAUUGAUUUACUUCUCUCGUUUAACAAUUAAAAUCUUCUCUUUAUUAAAACUCUUUUAUUUUACAAAAACGUGGAUACCUCCUGUCAUUGACCAUGCGCAAAAGGUUAUGGCAAUCAUGCACAAGAUCACCCACAAAGCAUUUGGGUCUCUUCGUUCAUUUCCAGCGCUUUUUAAUUGUCAAGGUUUUUACAAUGUGGUAUAUAAAGGCUUUGCACCCAGGUAACACACUCCAAUGCGACCUAAGUUUUUCUCCUGUUUUCGUUUUAACUGAUUUCUUAACCGUGAAUGUUUUCUGUUUUUUUUUGUUUUUUUUUGUUUUUUUCGUUUUUGCACCCUUCACCUCUUUGCAACUUAUUUCAAGUAAUUCUGUAAACUUUGUUUUCACUCCUGUUCCUCUUGUGAUUACCCUUAAAGAAAGGGUACAUCCCACCACCUUGAUCAAGAGAUAACAUGAUUUGUGAUGCAAUUUUCGCAGGAAUGUCACCAACGUGGCGGCGAACUUUACUGUCAGAUUCAAAGGAACUGAAUACAGAGAGAUAGAACCGCUCCAGACAAGCCUCGUGUCGCAAAGCAUGUUGGGUAAUCGACCCAUAAGAUUACUUUCCAACCUGACAGCUAAUGACAGUAAGUCCGUCUCCUCUCUUUGUGACAACAAGUCGGCUUUAAGCAAACCUCGAGGUUUUUUGUCAAUGCUGAAAUCGAGAACAAUCUGACAUUUUCGGGUGAAGCAAGAAAAUCGCGAGACCGAGAAUGGAAAUCAUCGCAAACUAAGUUUCAGUUCUUGCAAAAUUUACUUUGGAAGUUUAAACUCUAUUCCAGAGUCUUAAUCAUGUAGUUUCACAAGACUGUUUAACUAGCAAUGUUUUUACUUAGGAUAAUUAGCAAAGUACCAAAUGAAUAGCAUAAAUUAUUAGCGCGUACAGAGUAAAGAAAAGUGACUCCUAUUCUCUGGAGGCUUUGAUUCCCCCAUCAAUAGUCCGCUUCAGUUCGUUAUUUAGAGAGCUUCAAGAAAACUUAGAUGUGAUCAAUCGGUAUUACAAUCUACCAUUUCAGAAUUUUUUGUGAACUGUAUUAUGUAUACUGUAACUGUAGAGAACACAGUUUCCUAAGGUUCUCUUUGAGCUAUAAUAAUAAUAAUAAUAAUAAUAAUAAUAAUAAUAAUAAUAAGACGUUCUAGCUUCCCUGCUGAGUUCAAUCUAAACCAAGACCUAGAUAUUUCAGUUUAAACUAAUUACACCGUUUCAUCGAAAAGUAAACCUUAUAUUUUUCUCACGCCUGUAAUGUUGCAUUGUCACAACUUGUUCACAUUUCUUGCAGUUUACAUCCACUCGCUCCACGUAACAGCACAGAACAAAAGCUCGACUUCUCUGGCAGUGUCUUGGAAUUAUCCUGAACAAUUAAUUCAUGGCAUUUUUUGCGCGGUCGACAUCUCGUACCGUGUAAUUAACUCAGUAGAGAGACAGAUUGUCGGAGUUACGUCUGGGUCGACGGAAUUUGAGGUUAAAAACCUAAAGCCUUAUACUUUAUACGCCAUAACUGUCACGCCUUUUACUCACGAAGGAAAAGGAAAGGAAAGCGAUGAGGCGAUUGCAAGAACAUCCGAAGAUGGUAAGUUAUAAACGCGGGUGAACAGUUAAAAAUUGGACACGUUUUGGGAUUGAAGUGUACAGAUGUACUGAAAUUUGAGGUUCACAAACGGAAAAUGCACUCAAAAACGUUAACAGCCAGAACGUUUGCAUACUAACAUAGGUGCCACGAAUUCUUUCGAUUGCUUGAUUACCAACUCGAGUUCCAGAAACUUAAAGUAGCAAGUAAGACCAGUAUGAAUGGGAAUACUUUCUCAGAUAAUCUUCCCUAUUUCAAAUCUCACUGUCAACCGCUUACGCGUCCGCAUGUGAAAAAUAUGAGGCUGUGUUACAAGUCAGUCUUUUCGAAAUCCGACUCCACAUCAAAGAUACCAAAUUAGGAGAAUCUUCUAAAUACUAUCCUUUUAAUGAUCUGGGUCUCUCUUUUCAAUAAUUUUUUUCCUAGUUCCAACCUUGCCACCACUGUCAUGUCACCACCAUGUUACAAGUUAGUCCUUUUGAAAUCCCACUCUUGCAGUUUACAUCCAGUCGCUCCAUGUAACACCACAGUUCAGAAAUCCCACUCCACAUAAAAGACACCAAAUUGGGAGAAUCUCCUCAAUAUUACCCUUUUUCAUGAUUUGGGUCUCUCUUCUCUUUAAUUUUUCCCAGUUCCAACCUCGCCACCGCUGAACGUGAAGGUCUUCGUCAACAAAUCUACCGAGAAGCUAGAGGUCUCAUGGGAGCCACUUCCUUCGGAGCACCGUCUCGGUAUUAUUCUAGGUUACAAAAUCACAUAUGUUCCACAAAGUGGUGGAAAUUCACGGGGCAUGGUGGUGAACACUUCCAGUCUCUCAACAGAACUACAAAACCUUCCGAAAGGGAUACCUUACGUGAUAGAAAUUACAGCGUUUAAUAGCGUUGGCGAAGGUCCACCAAGUCCAGCAAUUGUGGCUAGAUCACCCGAAGGAGGUAAGAAUUAUUUUUGUCUAAACAUCUUAUUACAUACAACAUAGUCUUUAUGAGUGCUCUUUCUUUAGCAAUUUCCUUCUUCCCAAAUGCAAAGUAAGGUUAGAAUGCAGAAACAAUACAUUUCAACCUUACAAAAAACCACGCGGCACAAUCUACCAGUCUGAAUAAAGCAGUGUUUCUCUGCAUGAAGCUUAACGAAAUUUCUCAAAUGUUACUCGUGGUUUUCAUAGUAAACUUAACCAUUUUUCCACCAAGAAAGUAUUGCGUAACUUCUCUGUUAUAACACUUAUGACACUAUUCACGAUUGACCUCCGUUCAAGGAACACAAACUUUUGUUUUUACGAGAAAAUGCUGUAGUAACCGUCGAAAUUAUAACGUUCAUCGAAGAAAACCCUCUAAUUAAGGGACACCUUUUUAUGUAAACUGGUCACCGUAAAGAGUUUCUAAGCAAACGUUUAAAGCGUGAGCACUUUGUCAGAGCGAAUGAACGAAGGGUGAACGCUCGAAGAGUUAGCUUAGAAACUCUUUGCGGUGGCCAUUUUACAUUAUCAACUUCGUUGAUAAAACCAAACCAUAUGGUUUGUAUUACAUUCAUUUAAAGAUACCCAACAUGGAAAACUCACUUGGUUCAUUUGGGUACGAAACGACUGUAUAUAAAACGAUAGGUAACCUUCUGAGGCUGCAUUCUGAAUGAGGGUCUCACUGUUUAUAGCCUCCAGUGUCUCACUUCACCUUGAUUUAUCUUGUUUAUACUAGUUCCCAGCCUUGCACCUCCAGUAGUUAUGGCCCACAGCACGAGCUACACAAGCGUAACAGUAAAAUGGAUGGCUAUUCCAGAGGAAAACAACAAUGGAAUUAUAAUGGGUCAUGUUGUUGUAGUUGAGGAAAUCGAUAAAUCUUUCUAUGUCUGCAAAAAUAAUUUUACCCAGGAGAUCCAUGGACUGGAGAAAUCUAAGGUUUAUAAAAUCAAAGUGGCAAGCUUUACAUCAAAGGGCUUCAGUAACUUCAGUGAUUACGUCACAGUGAUUACUAGCGAGGAUGGUAGGUCAUUACGCUGGCAAAGAACAACUCCAUGAUGUCUUUACUAUCUCUCUUAACAGUACACUUGGAGAACUACCGCAAUGAGUGCAUUUCAAUCAAACCAAACUAUCGGGCUUUCCCAUUUUCUUUAACGCAGCACUUCACUCAUAAUAGUAAUACCACAAAAGUAACGGUCAGCUCUACCAGGAACUAGUUUUAUCAUUCUUAUAAUCUAGCCGACCCUUUUGAACACGUACUUGUUCUAAACAAGCCCUUGUUCAAGAGGAUUUGCAAACUUAAUAUUUAAGCGUUUUGUAACGUGUUGUGAUGGUUUCAGAUGCACAUGACUUAGAGCUGCACCAAAGUUUCCCGCCCUUUCUUUUUUGUUCCUCAUGCAUUACGUAACGGCUUGCAAAUGAGACCGCAAUCUUGUCCCGCCGCGGAACCAUGCCCGCGCUUUGGCCUAAUGAUUGCCCAACCAAAAAUGAAUCUCUCCCAGUUUUUUAUCACUAUCUUUCAUAGGUUUCUUGGCUGCCUCUCUCUCUCUCUCUAUUUACUCUAUGUUAGGGAAAUAUUAAAUUUUUUAUUUGUUUUGACCUGAUUUCUUCUGAUAGAUUGUCACGCCAUUGGCAUGGAAGACCAUAACAUAACAGAGUCACAAAUAACUGCAUCCUCUCUACAAAAUGGUGCAACCAACGCUCGACUGAAUUUCAAACCAACGAAUCUACUCGCCACUGGAGCCUGGUGUGCUGCCCCGGAUGAUACAAGCCAACCGUGGCUUCAAAUUGACUUUCAAGACAAAGUUACUUUAAGCCAAGUAGCCAUUCAAGGCAGAUUUUAUGAUGGCAGCGCAGUUAGUAGCAGUUUCUUUCACUGGGUGGAAAAGUACUCAUUGAAUUACAGCCUCGAUGGGAUGUAUUUCAAAGCUUAUAAACAGUUUGAUGAUGUUAAGGUAUCAUCGUUGCUUAUAAGUAAUAUUUUGUUAUUUCUCUCCUUACUUUUUGAAGUACAAGUCUCUUGUUACCCAAAUUGUAAGCUAUUUCAAAAUAUGCACUCCUAGUUUUUCUUCAGUGAGGAUUCUUUGAAGUUCGAAAUAUUCGAAACUUGACUGAACCCUCUGCAUGGACCACAGUUCAUUGCAACCCUAGGUUAAAUACAAAUAUCUUAUUGGACGUUUGGGUGUGUAGUAUCGCUGAGUAUUUUUAUGGCUUGUGCCAUACUUUGACGAUGGUUUCGUCCAGGAAAGUGCUAUUAUAAAACCCCAGACCUAUUCUAAAGGUCACUCUUUGGAUACUGUGUUGUCUUCUUGGAAACGAAAAAAUCUUCCGCAAAAACACGUCCACAGCUCGUUCCUGAUAUGUUGUUCAUGAAAAAUCUCUCUAGUUUACGUCUCCACAGCUCAUUCUCAGACAGUCUUCAUGUUCUUGGAAGUGCGUUCCCCUUAAAGAGGCACGUUUAGGGGAUCCACUUCCAUUCACAUUAACAAAUUUCCACCGUUCUGUCCCUCCGCAGAUAUUUCAAGGUAACUGGGAUAGCAACACCGUAGUUUUUAACUCCAUAACACCAGUGAUCUACACGCGGUAUAUUCGUAUUCUGCCAAAAUCGUGGGAAGGGAACCCAUGCAUAAGAGCUGAGUUCUUUACCUGUCAUAAAGGUAACUUGAUUAAAUUCAUCAUUAUCACUUUGUAGAAUCGAAUUUGAUACAUUGUAAUCAGUUAAUUUUUUCAUCGAAUUUCGUUCCCAAUAUUUUCUUGUGGACUAAUCACUCCAAGGGCAUAGCAUUGGCUCGACAAAAAAGCCUGUCCACAAACCAGGUACAUAAACAGAGGCGCUUAGAGCUAAGGGUGGAAAAGGAAGUGAUAGUUACACUUCUGCUCUUUGGAGUAAAGAUGACGUGUUACUGUAACCGUGAUUUUUUAGGGAACAAGAUCAGAUAUGGCACAAUUAAGGUAUAAAACAACAGAAAUUAUAAUCAUUCUCAGAGGAAAUCAACAACAAUACUGAAAUCAUGUUCAGGCGACUCCGUUUUCACAAAAAUUAUCUGUAUGGGAGAACUACGAAGCAGGUACAAUAACCUUAUUGACUAAUAAGCGUGAGUAGCAAGCAAAGAGUAAAGGAAAAUGUGAAAAAAACCUUCUGUCUUUGAAACUUUGUGCCUACAAGAAUUCCUUGCAAUUUUGUCUUUCACUAAAAACUUGUGAUUUGACUUCCACUAGAAAUCACGUUAGAAAAAGUUAAUAUAACGUCCUCUGUUGCGAGCUCAACUGGUGUCGGUCUCCAAUGGAAGCCACCGGAUACGCUAAAGUUGGGUGAACAUGUAAAGAGUUAUGUGAUAGAAAUAGUUGAUUUGCUGAGAGGAGAAAGCUUUAACUACACGGUUAACUCGUCCAUGACAAGUGCAGACCUGAACAUUUUGAAACCAUACACGCCCUAUGAAUUCAAAGUUUAUGGUGUUACAAGUUCAUGGGAAGGAAAUAUCACUGAUGUUAUCAACAUAAAAACACAAGAAGACGGUAGGUUGAGAUGAAUAACAAAUCUUAAGGCUUAAGUGGAGGUGGGAUUGGAUCGAGGCCUCUUAAAACUCCCUGAGCAUGAAAUGAUAAGGAAGAAUUGCUAGACUAGAACUACUAAGCGUUGUGUACGUCCAUCGCCGGUAACUCUCAUCAUUUCGUUUGAUUACUAUUACUUCUUACUCAAGUGCCAGCUGGUAUAUUCACCGAGGGUUGGACUGUUUAUCUGAACAUUUAUUUCAUUGGUUUAUCGGUGCUCAACAAGAGACGACCAACAGUCCAUUAGGCUCACGCUCAACCAGCCACUCGUCCGUUCUGUCUUUCAUGAUCGAGUUGAUACAGGAGUAAAACAUCUUCUAAGUUUUAUUUCAUUGAAGAGUAACGGAAAAUUAAAGUUCCACUCUGGGUCAGUUAAUUCAAUGAAAAAAUUUUUGUUCUUGUGUCGCCGUUUACCAACAGUUUAAUAAACCGUGAGAGUGACUCUAUACCAGAUAAUUUUUAAUAUUCCUAUUUUCAUCUUUACUUAAUGCUUGUGUAAACUCAACAGCUCCCAGCGAACCUCCGAGGAACUUCAGUAUUAAACACAGCACCGAGUCGGAAUUAACCUUCCAGCUGAAACCAGUCGACAAGUACCAUAUCAAUGGUGUACUUCGGGGUUACAAAGUCACCUACGGUAAAAGCAAUUCUCCAAAUCACACCUGGACGACUUUGAUUAUCAACACUACUCACAACAGGCGCAGGAAAAGAAGUACUGAGAACGAAACAUUGGGCUUCAUUCUCACCAACUUAGAAAGUUACACAACUUACACAGUCACGGUGUUGGCAUUCACUGUAAAAGAUGGCGUCCCAACUUUGGCAGCAAAUUUUACCACAGCACAAGAUGGUAUGACACCAUUGCAUCUGAAAACGAAUGAAUCUUGAACGAAGUUUACGGAAUAUGUGGUGUGGUAUUAGGGUUGUGAUAAGUCUGACUCAAACAUGCUUUUCUAAAACAAGCUAUAUUUUCAAAAGGUUAUUCAACCUAUGACCAAACCUCUACCACCUACCCGCACCUUGAUAUAUCAUGACUGACUCUGUUAGAUUAGAUAAGAUCGUUUCUCAAUUACCAUACGACAUAUCAUCAUAAAUAACAGCUGAAACUUCAGGAAAACUGACAAUCGAUGUUUGCAUUCGAGGAAUUUCCACUGAAUUAAAUUCUCAUAUGGGAGUGGUAUUUGUCACACUUAUAAGAACAAAAUGUAAGAGAAGUAAGUCGAGUACAGAUCACUUUUCGUCAUUUCGUUGGCUUUUUUCUUUGCCUCAAUGGUGCUGAUUAGAACCAUUUCUGGAAGAAAUUUAUUAUGGAAUAAAAUGUUUUAGGUUACAUAUGGAACUACAAGGAAUGGAAUACUAUCUAUCUGUGUGUUCAUUGUAAGUGACGGUAAUCAUUCCUUUCUACGCUUUAAGUACCAGAUCAUCCGCCAACAAACGUGACCGCGUUCAAUACCAGUUCCACGAGUAUUAACGUCACCUGGCAGCCCAUCCCUUCAGAUCAUACGCAUGGGAUUAUCCUGACGUAUCAAGUUAAAUACUGGAGACGUGAUAAACCAAAUGAUAACGUUUCCAAUGUCACAGUAAACAGUACAGAACUACAAGUGGAACUGAAAGGAUUGGGAAAGUACAAAGAAUAUUCCAUUCAAGUCGCUGGAUCAACGGUGGUUGGUUUGGGGAGUUACUCGGAAGCUGUUUUCGUGAGAACUGAACAAGACGGUAUGUAACCCAUUCCUCAGUAGGCAAUAGUUUGUUGAUGUGCUGGAUGCGCCGACUACGAUGCAGCUUGUUGUUAAAAGAGAUCUUUGAGAACUACUUGACGAUCUUCCCUGUAUCUGACAUGAUAAGAACUUUAAAAAAAUGUUUAAAACAUUCGUCAGCAACGCUCAAAGUUGGGGGCUAGACUAAAAUUAAUCGCCAACAAAAUGUUCAACAACAAAUUGCUUAAAUAUGUCUGUAAACGAAAAUCAGAUGGAAUCAGGAGAAGGAUGAGGGGAAAACUAAAGAGUUAAAAAUAACCCAAGCUUUGUUUACUCAUCUUAUUAGCUUUUUCUAGAAUUGUGUUAAUAAAUUCCAUUAUCGAGGAUAUAGCUUUUCAAUAUAAAGUUUUCAGUAGACUUUUAGAAGGACAAGUACUUUAGUGCCAUCCCAGAACUUAAACCAUCUUUCAAACCCAUUUUGAGUAUAACAAUCUGAAAUUUUUUCCAAACCAAUUUUUUUUUGUUACCGCAGUCCCAGAUGAGCCGCCAAUCAACAUCAGAGCAAAAGGAAUAGAACCCACUGUAUUAAAAGUCCAUUGGUCUCCUGUGCCUUACGAAACCAUUAAUGGAAUUGGCAUCGGUUACAAGCUCAUCCUUAUCCACAUAAAUGGAACCAUUCUAAGAAAUUUCACAUUAAAUACCUCAGCCCUCACGAUAGACAUCACCGGUUUAGAAAUAUGGACGAAUUACACCAUAAAGAUGACAGCUUUCACUGUCAUGGGAGAUGGCCCCUGGAGUGAUUUUAUAAAAGAAGAUACAGAUGAAGAAGGUAAACCAGCAGCUCAUCAUUUAAAUCAGGCUUAAAUGCGUCACUUAAGCAUACCCCCUAAAAAUAGCCGUAUCUCGCUAUUUAAGAAAUUGAAAUGCAUGCUUACUAAGAAUUUCCUUAUCAAAGUUCAAAGGUAUAUUCAACAGCAGAGCGUUGGGCUUCAUUCUCAAUUACACGAUAUUUCCUAGUGGCGUUUGUGGGUAAAACCACGCUUUAAAAUACUGUUCAGUCGAGCGAGCAAAAGGAAAUAAUUCUUAAAUCUUUUUUUCACAGCUCCAUUCAUACCUCCAGCUAAUUUGACAGGAGAAGCAAAAAGUUCGACCUCAAUCUUUGUUCAGUGGAGUUCACUUGUUCUACCAAAUCUCCGGGGUAUUCUCCGAGGUUACACGGUUUAUUACAAAGAAGCGCCAAGUUCUGUUCAUCCAAGUGUGUUAAAAAACGUGUCAGUUGACAUAUCUGUGACUGAAGUUGAGCUAACCGGCUUAUACAAGUUUACUAAGUAUCAAAUUUGGGCAACAGCGUUUACGACCAGAGACGGGUUGCCGAGUAACUCUUUAUUUGUAACAACACAAGAGGACAGUAAGUUUUUCUUCUUCAAACUGUCUUUUUUAAGCAUGCAUUGCUGACAAGUUUCUUCCUUCAAAUUCAACUCAAGCACUAACUUGUCAAUGUCUCGUCAUCAACAGCUCCGGACCGACCUCCUCUAUACAUCACAUACUCGGCUCCAAGCUCCACUAGUCUCUUUGUUGAAUGGGGCGCAAUCCCUCCGCAGUUUGAAAAUGGCAUCAUAAGGGGGUUCAAAAUUCAAUUCCAUGAGGUUCCAUUCAAUGGCACAGUGGAAGAGAGGGAAGGUCAACCACUUCUCCGCUGGAUGAUUCUUGAUAAUUUAAAGAAAUUUACUUUCUACUCUAUUCAAGUUCGUGCCUUCACAACUGAGGGAUAUGGACCUGAAAACAAACUUAAAGCACGGACGGGUCAAGACGGUAUGUUUCUUUCGUAUGACGUUAUUGAUUGUAAAAACUGGGAAUCAUACAAGAUUCUUGAUGGCAGGUUAUUUUCAUAUUAUGUAAAUUAUAUGGGCUGACUGGGAUUUUAUACUCAAAAUAAUUAUAGCAAUUUUGUUUUUCCUUUUGGUCUUUUACUGACAACCGUUAAAAAUGCUGCUUUCCAGUCCCCAGUAAACCUCCACAGAGUAUAACUACUGAAAGUCACGUAACAUUGACAACAAUUCCAGUUGCCUGGAAACCAAUCGUUCCAGAUCAUAUCAAUGGCAUAUUGCUUGGUUACAAGAUUAGGUACCAGGCCGUUGAGAUUGGCGAGGAGUCAGUUGAAGACAAACCUAUCAGGGAGCAGAUAGUGAAUUCCUCUACUUUGUCUCUGGUGCUGACAAAUCUUGAGAUUUUUAUCUUGUACCGGAUUGAUGUUGUGGGAUUUACGAUCAUGGGCGACGGCCCGCCGGCCACGGAUUAUGCAGGUUUGUCACGUUCUCGACGGAAUGGUGAUAAUAUGUGAUAAUAUCUCUUAUUUCAAAAAUUACAAUUAUUUACAGAAACCUGUCGCUGUCAUAAGCGUCUCACAACAAGUUGGUACGAAUUUCAACCAUAUGUCCGAUUGUCCGAAAACGGUCUCCCAGACGGACUUAUUCCACCUAUCCUUAGCGAUCUAGCAGUCACGUGCUGCGAAACCUGUCAAUCACAUGGUAAAUCCUACGUGGACAUGAAUUUAAAUGGGUUCAAUGUGUCAGCAAUGUUCCCGAGUCUACGUGCACUACGGAACGGUAUAGAAAAUCCCACAGACUUUUUCUUUCCGGUGUACGGCUUUAAAGACCAGACACAUUUUGCCAAACAGUUUGGUUAUCAAGGAAUAGUAGAAUCACCUGGAAUGGCGUUCAUAGUUAACACAAACUCCCAGGAUAAUAUGCCCAAUGCUGUCCUGGUAAACAUAGCGUCCUGUUGGCCAGCAGUGAUGUUGGCUUUGGUUAUCACGUACUUGGCAGGGCUGGUCGUAUGGUUUGUGGUAAGUCUAUCAUUUGGUUUCAUUGCAUAACGAGUGAGGAUUGUGAGCAGCACAAUGUUGAGAGCUACCAAGACAGUCUGUGAGGUUAAUUCCUGGUCAAAGAUCAUGAUAUUUGUCGUCAAAAGAUCCGAAGUGCGUCGCAAAAUUGGCAUUAGCGAGUUAUAGCUUGUUCCAAUGCAAUUUCAAUAAGGUACCCAACGACAGAACACAAAACCAUUGAUGAUUUGGUAACUCUUGGUUUCUGAAUUUGCACAGUGCAAAGCUUUAAUCAGUGUUCCAUUGUCUCCAUACGUCGCAUUUCUUUCGCCUCGAUUAGCUGCACAUUUUGGCGGGAAUGGACUACUAUACAUGUCUUUCAAUUGCUAAGGAAUAAAAAUUUGUUGUUGCCUUUUAUUGUUAUUGUUGUUGACAGACUUGAUCAACAACGAAUAGUUAGAAAGGGAAAUACAGAAUCACUUUGAUUUAACUCAUUUUCCUUCCUUUCAUGUGUGCAGGAGUCGGAGACCAAUCCCCAAGACUUUCCACCAUCGUUUAUAGAGGGAGCGUAUGAGUCGUUUUACUGGUCAUUUGUAUCCAUGACAACUGUUGGGUGAGUGUCAAUCAAGUAAUCUUUAGACUAAAAUCGAUACUUGAGUCAAUCCUUAAGGUCAAUAUCGAUCUAGAAAUUGAAUGAAGUCUCCUUCUAGGUCGUAAGUGGUGGUGGACCCUUACUCCGUGAGUGUCUCAAGUCAUAUACUCACUGUGAAGUUUGGGAUAGGACAUGAUCUAAAGGCCUACAAAAUUAUACCUUCUCUGAAACGAGUUUGUAAAUCGACAUUCACAGAUACGGCGAUCGAGCACCAAUAACCAUCAUAGGAAGAAUCCUGGCUAUAGUUGUCAUUUUGUCCGGUUUAAUAAUCUUUGGAAUUGUGAAUGGCGCCAUGGCAACGGCCAUUACAAGUGUUACAAUGGAAACAGAUUACAAAAUCUACGGAACUAAGGUAAAAUAGAGAUGGAGAAAACGAGUUUGAUUUCGAAAUGGCCACGCAGUUGCUCUUUUUACAGUUUCUCGUUUGGGUAACAGGUCUAACUUUCGAAAAACUAGGUCUAUGCUGUUGGUAUCUGUCUGAGAUGGAACACACAGAGAUGUGCUUAUUUUCUUAUUUUCUCAGCAAAUCAAAAACAUCGCGCUGUAUCAUAACUAGGUAAUUUCAAUUCAAUACCAACCUGAUUAUUCCAUGUAAGAGUAAAGAGAAGUGUACAUUGUUCCAACUGCUCCUGGCCUUGUACGAUAUUACGCUAGUAAGUUAAUCCAUGCUUAAUCUUGCGUCAACUGAGAGCCUUCCCAUCCACUGCCUGUUUGGAAAAACGAUUUUGCUCAGUAAACUCAUUAUUACGUCCCUGCCACGAAAGCGCUAUUUGUUAUCCUACUGAGCGGAAAAAGUAUAUGAGAUGGGGAAAAUGGAAAAUCAUAAGAGCAGAUCACGUGGUGCAAAGGUAGCGUUUGGGUCCUCGCAAAUGGAGAGACAUGACUCUUCUACUAAUGUAAGAGUUUAUCCCACAGACUUGUCCCAUACUAUCAUCAGUUAUUAAAACAUGGGAAAAAAAUAGUGUCGUUUUAAAAAAUUAAACCAAUUGAAGUUAGGGCGAUCAACUUCUCCCAAAGAUUCCAAUGAUCAGCACCACCGGGAGGGUGUGCAUGAGUUUAAGCUGUAUUCGCCCCUUGUUUUUGUCCAUGUAGAAGAAAUUAGUUUAAAUUUCUAAACGCUCAUCUGUAAACAGUGACAGUUAGGAACUUCUAAGUAUAAAAUGUUACAAGGCUUCCAUAUUACAUUUUACUUUCACAGGUAGCAGCAAUUGAGGGUUCUCCUGAAUAUCGAAUGGGAGUAAGGAAAAAUGCUAACAUGGACAAAGGUAACACUACCUAAAACAAUCGACGAUAUUUACCGUUGGAAGAAGCAAUGGGUGGUAGAAUUGGUAGAGUUAUCAGCAGCAGUUUAUAAAAAGCCUAAAAAGCACCGCAAAGAGUAUCAUUGACAAAGAUAUGUUUUAAUUAACAAAUAGAGAAGCCUUGACUGUGCUCUGUUCUGUUAUAAAGCACGCAGGAAACGGCUAGAGCACUCAAGAAGUGGGGAGAAACACUUGACUACGUCACGUGUUUCUCCCUACACUUCUUUCGUGCUCUAGCCGCUUCCUGCGUGCUUUAUAACAGAACAGAGCACAGUCAAGGCUUCUCUAUUUGUUUUAUAAUAAAGAAUCCGUUAAAUUCCCCAAACAUUACUUUGAAUUUUCAAACCAAACUUUAUUUCCAAAGCGAACAACAGUGUCGUCAGCAUGCUCUAUACUCUCAUGAAGCACGCUACAAUAAGCCAAUCAGAAUCCCUGUUAGAAUGGUUCAAAUAAUCUGAUUGGCAGUACAAGACUAAAGCUGUCAAAAGUGUCAAACCAUCAAAGUUCACAUUCUGCGAUAGUUUACAAACUAAAAUAGUUCGGCAGGUCGAAUUUAACACUUUUUGCCUGAAGUUUUUAAGUCUCUGAUACAGAAUCUUGAAGUGAAACGUUCAGUGAACUUCAGCCGAAUUAUGGCUCAUAAAAACACGGGAGCUUUUUUCACAUGACAAGGUAGAAACAAACUAUUCGAGGCGAGUGUUUUUUGAAUAAACGACAGCCGAAUUCACCGGAACAUCAAGAUCGCUUGGGAUAACAGCACCACAAAACUCGGCUGCAGUGACUGAUAUGACUUUCCACUCAAUAUAUCGGAAGGAUAUCAGAGCAAGCUCUUAUUUUUUCACUCGAAGGGUGGCCGAUGUAGUUUCUGAGCUUGCUUUACUGCGAUGACCGGAGAUCGCCAUGAUAAGCGAGCCGCGAUGGACUUCAGCAUGAUCAUAUUCGCUCUGACACCGUUGUGAUUAGUAUGAAUGUUAACAGUUGUGCCAGUUUGGUUAUAUUUUUCAUCAUUUCUGUUUUGUUCUGUUUUGUUUUUUAACACUGAACUUUAUAUACUAUACGAGUGCUAACUGUGUUUGAUUUUUAUUACCGUACGUAAGCUUGCAAUCUAACUGAGCGUGAAAAUCUUUAAAACUUGGAACAUCUAUUUUUUUUUCCUUCGAGGAUUUUCGUAUCUGCUCACGUUUUAAUAACGUAAAUUACGGCGCCUCGUAUGUUUACAAAACUUUGUUUGGCUCUUCUGUUGCUACUUGCUGGCUCGCUUGUUCCGAAAUUUCACUUUCAAUUAUCAAAAAAAAGCUAAAAAGAAGUCCCGAAAAAGGUCGAACAUAGCACAAUUUGGCAGAUGGCGUGACAGCUUUAGCUCAGCUCUAUGCUCUAUACUCUCACAGAGCACGCUCUUUCAACCAAUGACAGCGCGCGUUAUAUCCGAACUUUAUUAUAAAUUUGGGUAUCACAAAGUAUCCUCAUGACUCAGAUUCCAUUAAAGAGAAUGCUAUUCAGUGAAAUAUGAGGUUUAUGAGAAUCUAGCGCGAGGAAUGAAACUAUACGACGUAUGCACUAGAAAUCAAUGCAUUUAGUUCUCCGCAUAAGCAAAGGGGCAAAGUUUAAAGAAGUGCUGGGCUUUUUUCUCCAGAACGCGAAUACCACACGUUCGACGAUAUCUACGAAGCCCUACAUGAACGACACGUUAUUGGGGCCUUUAUAGAUACAUACAGUGCUGGAAACAACAAGGAUUUGUUUGAACAGGAACAUCUACGAGUGAAUAAGAUCCUCGAUUACUCGGCUACCUAUGGGGUUGUAAUGGGAGUGGAAGCCCGAAAACUCAGACGCUGUUUCAAACGGUACACUGAAAGGGUAUUCGCUAGUAAGAUUUCACAUCAUAUUCAAAAGAAUACAGAACAGCUCAAGGCGAGUAUCAAAUAA